Messenger RNA from Pocillopora meandrina, 55752 nucleotides. Lineage: Eukaryota; Metazoa; Cnidaria; Anthozoa; Scleractinia; Pocilloporidae. The record is from the annotation of a GenBank genome assembly.
AAAAAUUCAGACUACCUUGAGGUUUUUACACACCAUCUAAGGAUGUUUCGUCCAUGCCUCAUCUUCCUAAGCAUCGUUGUAACCUGGGCUCUAGGUAAGAUUAGGAGUUAAAUGUACACUUCUGAAUAUAGUGUGAUUUUCUGAACUCGUAAGCAUUCUUUACACUGGCUACUUUAAGUCAGUUAUCAGCUUAUUUAAUGAUAUCAAAUGUAACUCGAAACUGGAGGAAACUACAAAUUAGUUUGUCGGUGAAGUUUACUGAUGAAGAACUGCAUUGGUGAUCACCACUUAUACUACCUCCAUUUCCUAAUAAAAAUAAAAACAAAAAUACGAAUUUCGCAAUAUUUUUUAAUUUGCUUGUGCUUUUCUUAUAUUUCUUUCUUUUUCCAAUUUUUCUUCCAAAUCAAAUCCAAAUGUAUACCAGACUAAAAGAUUUAUGGUAGUUUUGUGGAAUAAGAGAGCCAUCUAGCAAUGGAAGUUUUCUUAAAAACAUACUGUACAACAGUUCUCAGAUAAAAUUAAGGAAUAAAUUUAUUUUCUUAAGCUCGGGAAAUAAAAAAAUUUCAAUGUAUUCCUGUUCGUUUCGCGAGUGAUAAAAGGCACAACUUGCGUUAAAAAAUUGACCACAAAAGCAUUUUUCUUCUCUGGUAGCGCUUUGAAAAUAUCUAGCGCCGUUGUCGCAAACUAUUGCUGAGACAAAAUAUUAUUUUGGCUAAUUAUCAUGAUUACCUUUAUAUUAUUAAUAAUUUUUUUUAUGGUCAUCUUUGUUCAAGUCAUUUCCUUUAUUGUAAAAUAUUAUUUUCAAAACAGAUCUAGGAAGUACGCAAGAAUACAUUUUUUUUUUCAAAAAGCUUUAUUUAAUUAAUUGUCUUGCGACAAACAAAGCUUGAAUCGAAUUGAUGAUCUCUCUACGAGAUAAUCUGGUUUUAUCACUUGACUUGAUGAAAAUUGGCCACCCUAAAGAGUUUCUGAGGCUAAAGUUUUAAGCGUUAGCGCUUCACCUAAAUAAUUACAAAAACAGCCAAGAUAUCAUUUUGUUACAACCUUUUUCUAAUUUUGAACAUUUGGGGACUGGAAAUUACCACGAAUUUAACUAAAAUUUACUGAUUAUUCUGCUAGCGACGUAAAAAGUUUUAACACUUAACAAAAAAACGAAUAUUCAUCCUUCUUAUUAAAUCAAUAUACGCUUCUAUUUCUCCAUCAGAUUGCAAUAAACCAGUUGGUAUUGGAGAUGGAACACUCUCAGAUUCAGCGAUGACUGCAAAUUCCGAGAUCAAUAAGUUAGUAAAGAGCUUGAUCGAAACUCUAAAAGGUUUACUUGACUGUCAUAUAUCUCCUCUUUUAUUGAUUCUUGAAAAACUUUGAGCAAACGAUAUUGAUACUUCAUUUUUCAGCGUUUAUGAAAAUUUCAAGUUGGUGCUCUUAAUGCUUUCAUAACUUCAUUUUAGGCUACUUGUAUAUAAAAAAAUUAAAAAAGAGUGAAUAUUUCGAAAUUCCAGGUUACAUCUACUAUGUGGAUUCAGUUAUUUGAAUAUAUACUGCUCGUAUUUCCCUUUUUUAGUUCUGGCUGGUCAAAGUAAAAUCAGGAAUCAAUUGAUUCGUUUAAAUGACAUACUAUUCAGCGCGUGCCUGUCCGCCGUGUUUUGAACUUUCUCAAUUAAAUAAUUAAGAAAUGUAGUCAGUCGCUGUUUCCAUGUUGGAUAUGUAAAUUUUACACAUCCUCAGAUUGUGUUAACUUUAUCAUAGAUGGCAUGGAGCUAGGGAAGGAAGGUUAAAUAACUAUAAAGGAAAACCAGGAAAUCCAGGGGUUGGCGCUUGGUGUGCGGACAAAAAGGAUUCUAACCAAUAUCGUUAUAUACAGGUAAGGCAAGGAAAAAAAUAUCAUUCAUCCCAACUAACGUAAACUCUUGCUUACGACCCACACCUGUGCUAUGUCAAACAGAAAAAUUGAAAAAUUACAGCACAAAAAUAAGUUUAUUACUUUUUUUAAUUAUUAAAGAUGAACCUCAAGAGAAAAGUCUGAACUUACGUUUUGUUUGGUUUGUUAAUUCUAAGUCUGUUCCGAUUGUUUUGAAAUGAAUUCGAUUUGUGACGUUCUGAAGCUCAAUUCAAAACCGGUUCAUGUAAAUAGUGUUCUGAUCAGCCCUCCAGUUAUAAGCCCAACUCAAACCCCUCCGAAGUAUUAUAGCUUAUUAGCGGCAGUUUAUGGUUGACUAACUCUCCGGCUACAGGUUCCCGGAUUGAAAUCCUUCCGGAUAUAGCAGGUAAUUUAGUGUUAACAACUAAUACCCCAUUCACACCAGCAAAACAUGUUUUGUUAAACUGGUUUUCAUUGAAUGAAAAUUAUAUACAGAGAACUGAAAAACUUGAUUUUCCAUAGGAUUCAAGUACUUGCUAACUUGUAUUUCCGAUGUGCUACAUUCAAGUCAAAAAUAUUCGGUUAAAUAGUUUCUAGGAAGAAAAAAAAAAUUAAACUGUGUUUAACAAAACAACUUUUAAACAUGUUUAAGCUUUGGUGUGAAUGGGGCAUAAGUUGAAAACGUAAAUUAGCCACCGUAAAGGGUAAAAAAGCUGACGUUUCGAGCGUUAGCCCUUCGUCAGCAUCGCUCUGAUGAAGGGCUAACGUUUGAAACGUCAGCUUUUUAACCUUUUUCGGUGGCUAAUUUACGUUUUCAACUCAGUUGUUAACACUUAAUUACUUACCAUACUCUCCCAUCGACGCAGCACCACAGUUUCUUUAGAAACUUACCCCUUUAUUCAUCCCGAUAUAAGCCCACCUAAAACCCUUACGAAGUUCUAUAAGUCCAGGGUUUAUAAGCUGCAGUUUUCGGCAGGUUGACUUUUUAUUUAUCUGUGCAUUUGCUAACUCACUCAAGCAUACUUGAUUGAAAUGUAUCUUUAUCUAUUUCUUCUUUUUAAAAUGUAAUCUAUUUAUCAUCCUCGUAUCUAGUUCGACUUGGGUUCCGUGCGUAAAAUUGGAAAGAUCGCCACUCAGGGUCGUAACACGUCAUCGUUCCAAUACGUUAAAAGUUACAGAAUACUUUACAGCGAGUCUGGCAACGUAUUCUCGGGAAUAAGAGAUAUAAAUCAGAACGAAGUGGUAAAUAAUCCGCAUUUAAUAUGUUUUUAUUUUUGUUUUUGUUCUUUCUAAUUUUAUUUUAGUUGGUUGUUAAUGCUUACAUACAUUGUCCUCUUGUAAUUCCAUAGGUAUUUGCUGGCAACACGGACAAAAAUUCAAUUGUGACGAAUGAUAUACCUAGUGCUGGAAGAAAUAUUAAGGCCAGGUACAUUCAAGUGAUUCCCGUUGACUUCAGGGCUAACAUUUGCAUGCGUUUUGAGCUCUACGAGUGUGUGGGUAAGUUAUCGUAUUGUUUGGGAUGAGUUUUGUCUGAGAUAAAAACAUAUAUUUAAUAAGUAAGUCAUAAGUUCGAGAUUUCGUACGUAUGAUAUAAUUAUAGUUGACUAAGGGGAAGCUCGAGUCGACCCACAAAAAUACAUGUAGAGAUAGAGGGCAAAUAAUAUCAUUAUUUAAUGAAAAUUUACGAGUCUUUAAGUAAAUUAAGUAAAUCACAGGCUUAUGUUUUUAUUUUGAUUUGCUUUUAACCACCUUUAAUGUAUUUACAAAAAUCUUAACAAUUUACGUACGUAAGAAAAUGACUUUGAUGUCAAGAGGAGCCUCUUUUCCUUUUUACUUCUGAUGAGUGAGUAUUUGCGACUUUAUUUUCCUUUAUGAUCUUACAGAGUCGGUGCCCACAACUUCUGCUCCCCCACCAGGUACGUUUUAACCUAGCCAAAGCAUAGCUUUUCAGAACAUUUAACAAGUAUUCCAAGCUCGCGUAUUGGAUAAACACCAACGUAAACAGCCAAGGAGGACGUAGCGCCGAGUUGGCUAUAACUAACCUUUCACCCAAAAAGCGCGAAUAGAAUAAUUUUUUUUUUAUCAAAUUUCACUAAAUCCUGAACGCUUGGAUCAUUAUUUAAGAUGACUCAGAAUAUGAGCUGAUAAACGGAGCUGAGUGAACCAAUCAGAAGGAUACAAAUCCGGUAUUCGGAAUUGGAAUUUAAUAAUAAAACAUUAUCUAGCCGGCAAGUGCGGAGAAAAGACAGAAAUAAUUACCGGUUAUGGGUGUUGCGUGAUAUAAACACCAAGUUCUUCUGACCAAUGGAAAAUGAAAUUCUUAGGAUAUACAUGAACAAAGGAUUAUUCUGACUUACACUACAUAUUGAAGUGUUGGCAAUUACGUCUCAACUUUAACCACGCUGAUUUAUGACAUUAUGCAAAAAGUUGAUUAAAGCGCAGCAAUAAAGAAGACAGAUCUUCUACUAAUGUUUAUUUUUCGGCAAAUUCAGUAGUCGCGUUAGCUUGGCUUCAUACAUAUCCUAUAUGUCUGCGUUACUGUAUUACCUAUUAUAAAUUUCUGACUCUCUUCUUUUCUUAAUCGUUGUCUUCUCCUUACGAUUUGCCUACGAUCCAACCAGCCACGACUAGUCCUCCAGUUGGUAAGAAAUCAUUCUUUAUACUGCUCCCAGGAUUAGUUGUUGCUAUAGCACUGUGUAUCUCCACAGAUGUAUCACUGAAUUAUUCGUUUGCUUUCUUGUUCUUUCUUCAUCAUCAUCAUCAUCAUCAUUAUCACUGUCGUCAUCAGCGUCAUCAUCAUCAUCAUCAUUCUUUGCAUCACCAUCAUUACCAUUAUUAGUUUUAUCGAAUUUCUUUCAUACAUAUAUAUAUAUAUAAAUUAUUUUUCAUUACUUUGUUAGCUUGUCCUGAUGGAUACCGCUUGGGAGCAGAUAAUAAGACGUGUGAAGGUACCAUAGCAUUAAUGAUCAUUACUGCCAUGCAAACACUAGAACGCAGCGUAUAAAAGGAAAAAUUCUCAGAUAUACAGAGAGCCUUUAACUGAGUCCCAAAGUGAACAUAAAAUUCAGAAAAUUUAGCGCCUAAAGAGCUCUUGGUCAGUUGCUUAUCGUCAUUCCAGUGUAGUGUAAAAUAUGAGACACGUAGAACAGCGAUCAUUGUCCUUAUCUAUUAAAAACGCCAUUUGUUUUACAUGCCGUCAUUGUUUAACUGUUUGCUUGUUCUUCCAGACAUUGACGAAUGUGCUGAGCAAUCAAGUAAAUGUAAUCAGUACUGUCACAACACAAAUGGUAGCUAUCACUGCAGCUGCCAACAGGGAUUCAAACUUGACACGGACCAGCGAACGUGUAUAGGUUUGUACACGAAAUAAGUUUGUAGAGUGUGGAUACAUGUACUUGUUAUGUCUUGCUGUAAGAUUCUAUCGAUUUGAUUUUAUAUCCAUUGCAGAGCUAUUUGCAUGUAACAAUGACUUUGAAAUUUGACUUCAUCAAAACCUCGCGCGCUUUCCUCAAAAAAUACCAACGACAAAACAAGCGGAGCAGCAAAGAAAAUGAUCGCCAUUAAUACAAACAAAUAAACAAAGUAAAAGUAAAUAAAGUCAAUUCGAAGCAAAGCACAGCAAAACCCAACAAACAAAAAUUGAAAAAAAAUCAGAAAUGAGAAGAUCAAACCACUCAGGGAUAGUCAGGAAUGUACUUGAUAGUGUUUGCUUCUCCUAUUUCUUCAAGACAUCAACGAAUGCUCAGAACGUAAUGGCGGCUGCAGUCAGCUGUGUGAAAACACGGCUGGAACCUUUAAUUGUAAGUGCCGUGAUGGCUUCAGAUUGCAAAAUGACGGGAAGACAUGCAAAGGUGAGGACAAAAUGUAGUACCGAAACAAAAUAGUACCCUGCUUGUUACUCCCUAGAUAAGGGGUUUCUGAUGAAAUUAAUCUUCUUAAGAUUUGCAUCAUGUACUUUUUUCAAUUUUGACGGUUGCUGGUCUGGCAUGCCCCAUCCACUAACCCAAUUACUCUUGCGUCAAACGUUUGAGCACUAAAAGUACGCCACCCGCAUACGCGACAUCUCACAAGGUCAUGAUCGUUUUCUACCCCACCAAAGUAAAAAGAAAUUUUCUCUCUUCCAUCAAUUUUUAAUCAGUUUUUUCAUCAUCGAAAAAAAGGAAAUGUUUCUCCGACUCUGAUACAAUCUUUUUGAUGACUUUCUCAACCACCAGACAUCGACGAAUGUGCAGAAAGCAUUGAUUUGUGUACUCAGAACUGUCAUAAUACCGAGGGAAGUUAUACCUGCAGCUGUAACGCUGGAUACAGACUCGCCUCGAACAAGUACACUUGCGAAAGUAGGUGAAUGGUUUAUUAUAAAAUUAAUUCAAAUACAUGCAACAAAACACAUAUAGAAACUUGUGAAAAAAAAGUUUCAUGGCUGGUAUGACGCACCUUUCGCUCUGGCCAAAAGAUACAUCAAAUACCUCUUGGAGUUUUUAAGCAAACGCGUUGAGCAUCGUGCUCUAAGACCUGUCCAUCCAACCGAAAAUUUACGAGAUACAAUUUACAUCACUUAUGAAUUUUGUUCUAUGUCAAUACUUUCCUAUCAUUUUCUGCGCAUGAAAAGUUGAAUGAGCUUAGUUUUCUAAUUACGGUUUCUGGAGUAGUAGUAAACAUUUGCAUGGAUUCAUAUAAAAGAAAUAUAAGUCAAGAUCCAAUAUUUUGCUCUCAACUUUUUUUUUUUUUAUGUUCUCAUAUUAAGACAUCGAUGAGUGCCAGGAAGGUACUUCUGGAUGCAACCAGAUCUGCACAGAUACCCUUGGAAGCUUCAAAUGUAGCUGUAGGACCGGUUACAAACUGAAGUCAGACAUGAAGACUUGUGAAGGUAUUUCAAUCUAUUUGCAUAUUUAGAGCUUCAUGGUGUCUACCCUCAUUCAGGGGAAAGGUAAUAGAAAAGAAAGGUUGGUAAAAUAAAGUUUGGUUAGAAUAAGAUACAAAUAUAUACAUAAAUAUAUAAAUAUAUAUAUAUACACAACAGAAGCAUUGUGUUAACCCUUUAAGUCCAACUAGUGACGUAGACAGAAUUUCUCCUUACACUAUCAGUAAAAUAUCAAGCAGACAAGUAAUGAGUAUAAAGAAAAUAUUAAUUAGGAGAUUCUUGGUUGGUCGGAUUCUAAAUUCCCCAAACUAACAUCAAAUGAAUUGUACGGCAGACAGUAAGGAGAAUUACUGAAGAGAUCUUGGGAGUUAAAGGGUUAAGGCCGGUUUUUCGUUUGUUUUCUGUUCUCUGUGUCGUUGUAUUUAUUAUGACAAAAUAAAGGGCAUAGUACUUAAAGAUAGAUUUAGAAACAAACAAACAAACAAAUAAAAACUUCUGUCAGUUCUGUUCCUUAAAAACCAUAUAGAAUUUCGGUUUCAGCUUCACUGAACAUUCUACCGUAUCUGCACUACAUUGGAAUCUACGGGAUAUUUCGAGGAACAUUAUUUGCACCAUAUCUUAUCUAUACACACACACAUAUAUCUAUGUAUAUUUAAUUAUGAAUUCACAUCAUGUUCAUCUCAGAUAUAGAUGAGUGUCUGGACAGUAAUGGGGGAUGCAGUGACACUUGUCAAAAUUUGGUGGGUUCGUACAUUUGCACCUGUCCUAACGGCUACCAACUUGAUGGAACUGGAAAGAAAUGCAUUGGUGAGUCAAAAAUGAAGUUUUUCCCGUCUAUUUGGUAAUUUCAUUUAAUUUUUUUGCUUCAAAUUAAAGAUCAGAUGAUUCGAAAUCUAGUCUUUUGUAUUGUCACUACGAUUUUUUUAUCAUUGCCGUUGAUUUUUCAAGUCAAAUAUUUGCGAUGAAAGAGCAAAUGGAAAUGAGAAUGGCAUCAUCACUGCUUUCAGUUUUUCGAUGUUUGGGUUUACAUUCAAUCUGAAGACUGAUUUUUGAUCUAUAGACAAAGAUGAGUGCGCUCUUGCAAACGGUGGAUGUCAACACACCUGUGAGAACAGUGUUGGUAGCUUCUCAUGCUCCUGUAACGAUGGGUAUAAACUCAAUUCUGAUGGCUUAACUUGCUCAGGUAAUACUCUUGAUAGCUUUUUCCAUUUAGAAACGAAUCUGAGAGAUUCAGAGAGGAGAAAUAGAAUGAUUGAAUGAAUGAAUACGCUAAGGAUAACAUUCAAAUGAUAACAAUUAUUCUGAUAAAUGAAAAUAACGGAAAUGCGCUGCCGUGUGAUGAAGAAACUGAUCAUGAUGCUGACAAUGAUGUUGAUAACGAUAACAACGACGAUAAUAAUAACAAUGAUGAUCCUUAUAGAGAUAGUGAAAGUGGUAGAAAUAAUAACAAUAAUAAUAACAGUAAUCAUAGUAAUGAUUACUUGGAGUGAUAUUAACGUGCAAUUAUAUUGUAUGGGUAAUCACACGAUUUCGAGGGCAAAUUGACAUAAAUCAGGACGAAACAGGCUUUUUGCUAAAAAUUUGUAAUCGAGCGUUUGUACUUUCUCCAAGCUCGGUAUCAUUUUAAUCAUGUCAAUAAGGGCACAUAGACCUGAAUCAAUGUUGUGUUUUGUAGACAUCGAUGAAUGCUCAGAUGGUUCAGCACAGUGUGACCCAAAAAGCACCACUUGUCAUAACCUUAUACCUGACUAUGAAUGCAAUUGUAAACCAGGAUACAUUGUGAUAAGCAAUGAUAAAUACAAGUGCAAAGGUAACUGCUUGUUCAUGGUUUCCUUGACUCACUGCCAGCAGUGCAUUUAACGUUAUAUUCUGCAGAAGUGGCGACCUUUGUAGAAAAAAAUUUUCUUUCGAUUUUUUUUCACCAGUCAUCACGAAAAAAAAGAUAAACAGAAAAAUUUGCUGUGCUCUAUAAAGUGAAGAGACUAAAUGUUUGUUUUUGAAGAUCAAAAUGAAGUUGAAAGACACUAGGCUCAGAUUUGUGGUUUUAAUAUUCAGUUUUUUGGUCCAAUAUUUAAAUUUUUUUUUUCCUUUUUUUUUUUAUCUAAUAUUCAGUUUAAUUUGCUGAUAUGGUAGAUCUACUCAUGUGAGAAUUCGUGAAACUAAAAAAUUGUUAUUGAAAUUAAAAACUGAAUAAUUUGGAUCAUGAGAGAUUCCUUUUUAUGGUAUAAUACCUAUACACGACAUUGUUAAUAUCCCAUCAGAACGUUGUACCUCCAACCAACGUAAAGAAUUGAGAUCCCUAAACGAAGAAACAAUUUAAAUUAAAUUUUAUUAUAGCUCCAACUUGCCCAGCACUUGUCCAAUCAAUGGGAACCACCGUUUUUCCAUCAACUUGCCUACAAGAUCAGGUCAUGGAGGCCGGCGAUUUGUGUAAAUUCAGCUGCACCGACGGGUUCGAGCUGCCAGAUAACGAAGAUACCCUCAUCUGCCUAGCUACCGGAAACUGGAAUGCAUCAAUAAUAAACUGCAAAAGUAAGGAAUACACGCGAAUAUAUAGUUUUCACAGUUAAUUAAAAAAAAGAUUCAAAUUAAGUUACUUGUUUAAAGCAUAUUAACAUACAAAAUUUAGCAAUAUCUAUGGGUGGUAGAAACUGUUAUCUCUAACACAACUCUACGGAAAAGGAUACAAAACUCACUAUUCGUUGCCUAAAAAUUUGCAACUUCCUCGAGCUUCACUUGGAGGGAAAGAAGGAAAUACCAUAUCAAAAUAGAACUUGAUCAACGAGUGUGAUGAUAAUGCUCACGAAAAUGAUAAGAAUUCUCCAUAGCCAAGAAGAACGAUGGGUUUCGGGCUGGACUCCAAACGCUACCUGGAAAUAGGCUUCCGUUCAAUACAGACGUCACUUUGCGUUAUUUAAUGUGUUUAUUUCAUUAAUACGGGACAUCGUAAAAAUAUAUUAUUUGGAUUAUUCUUUGUUAUAGUCGUUUCAAUUUGUCGAGGCUUCCUUCCAGAGUCUUUUCAUAACCGAUUACAUUUGUUAAUUAUUUCUGUAUCACAGUAAACAUGACAAAAAGAAAUUUUAAAAAGAAUAAAAUCAAUCAAAUAAAAAGCAAAGGCAAAAACAACAAAAUUGAAAAUUAUGGAUGGCUGAAGUUUCUUAGGAGAUCACUAUCUUCUUUAAGCAGUGCGGUAACGUCCUUUAAGCCUUUAAGCUCAAUAGGAAAAUCAAUUAUUACCAAAAGUUUGAACAUUGGAGUUAAAAAAAUCAAAGAGCCGAAUAUAGAUAUUUUUAGAAAAAAACAUUGUCGUACUCAAAGGUCUAGGACCUUUUCGAGAAAGUAAUGGCAUGUGAAUGAAUGAAGGACUUUCUUUAAGUGUCAAUAGUAUUUAGCUUGAAGAAAACUAAUUGGGGACACUGUUUACGCAUUAAAAUAUACUUAAGCUGCAUAAAGUUAAAAUUAUUUAUAAUUCAAUUCAUAAUGUAUAGAAUUGAUAGAUAAAUAAAUAAGUAACUGAAGUAUAGGAAUUUAGUAAAAUAAGCGUAGAAGAUAUUAAAUAUAUACAAAAUGUAAAAUUCAAAGGGGCCUAGCAGCAUAUAUCACAGUUUUACAAUUAUUUAUCAAAAGUGAUAGGUCUUUGCCCUUAAUACUGUUUUAAAACUCACAAAAUUAGGAUUCUCUUUAUCACUUUGUUUUAUUUUUUGUUUAAUUUAUUUCAAAGAUGGGGCCCAAAGUAUCGAAGAGAAUGUUUUCCAUAGUGUACUGUGCGAAACGUGGAAUAUUGAAAUCAGCGUUCCUCAGAUUAUAUCGUUUCGCGGCUGUAUUUAGUCUGUUUAAUGUAGUCCGUUUUUUACCUUAUUCAUGAAAACGGUGAUACUUUGUAACCGUUGUUGGUACAGACUUAGUAGACCUGCUCUUGUAAGUAGCUCGCUGUAGGUCUCCGAUUUGGACUUAAAGACCGCCCUGAGUGCCCGCUCUUGAAUUCUUUCCAUUUUCUUCUCAUCAGAUGAAUUGUAAAAGUGCCAUACAAUAUCACAAUAUGUAAGGUGGGAUAAAAUAUUACACUUGUACAACUGUAACUUUGCGGACCAUGGGAUUAAAUUACAUAGUCUCAGUAAGACCCUAACCUUGCAGCUCGUCCAAUCAAAUGUACCUGUAUUUCAACCAACAGUCAUAUUUAACACUUAAGCUUGUCACUCAAUGAAGUGUUAAUCUCCCUUGACAGGAGUAAGCUGUCCUAAGCUGGUUGCUCCCGCAAAUGGAAAGCUGAAUCCAGAUACUUGUGCUUCUGAAGGAGGCCAUUAUCAAGGAAAGUGCGGGUACGUUUGUAACAGUGGUUAUACCUUGUCAGGGGUUCAGAUCAAGAAUUGCCUGAGCAGUGGACAAUGGGACAGCCAGGAAGAACCAACAUGCAUUCAAAGUGAGCAUAAAACCUUUUAUAGAGAAUGAUGAAUCGACGCCCGUAUGAAUGGAAUUUCUCUUCGUGUGUUCAACGCGUUAGCUAAAAAGUGAGCGGAGCGAACGAGUGUGAUGUCGAAUUAAACACGAGGAGAGAAAUGUCAUAUCUACAGGCAAUCAUGUAUUAUUAAUUUUUGUUUAUCAUAAAAACACAAUAGUCCUUUACCGACAAGAAAAGUCGACUUCAUCAACGAAUAAAAAUAAAAGGAUCGACGAUCACCGACCAAAAAUCGUAAUAUGCGUUGAGGCUAAAGCCUCUUUCAAACAGUUACGACGGUCGAUAAUAGUUUCAACUUUCAUUCACUAUUACUGACUAUCAUGUUUGCGUGAAAACAGUUCAUAAUAGUUGCUGAUAGUUGACAAAAUCACCCAAAGAGAUGGCGUAAUUCUAAACAAAUAUGGUGCGAGCUGAGGUCAGCAAUUCAGCAGUUCGGUGAGAUUUGAAAUUUUAGUCAAGUUGCGAGUUAAAUACUGAAGCUAACCACGAGGUGAUAAUAAUAAACUGCUGACCAAACGACUAUUAUUCACUUUCAUCCGCUCGUUUAAACCGCAAAAACUAUCAUCAAGCAUCAUGUCGAAUUCGGACAUGUCUAAACUACUUAAUAGUUGAUGAAAGUCGUUAAUGACCAGUGUUAGUUCGUGUUCAAACGCGCUUGCUAUUUAAAACUAUCAUCAACUAUCAUGACCAUUUGAACGGGGCUUAACGCUCGAGAUGAAAAAAUGCUUUGACACACUACAAAAAAAAACAAUGGUCCCGAUUUUCAAUAAGCAAAAUUCUUAGUUAUUGAUGUUGUUCUCACCGGCAGAAGAAAUCUUUCAGAUACAUAGCCGAAAUCGGUCUAUGACAAAUUAGUGGAUUUUCGUUCUCAGCGGCGAAAAAUAUCAUUCACAGCCUGAGAGCCAGUGAAUGCGUAUCUUUCGGUUUUUCUUUUCAUAUUUUGGUUUUAUUCCCCUCUAUAAAAGUUUAAACGUCACUGUCUGUAAGCGAUACGGAUUUUUCAGUGUAUUAUCAGCAAUAAUCUUGGAUUUAGAAAGGUGAAGACUUCAUUCAUCAACCUGAUCGAGUUUCGCGAAAGACGAGUGACGUGUCAGAAGCUGACUGGUGAUAUAAAACACGUGAAAAAAUAUUGUAUUUUUUCACGUGUAUUGUUACGGCUUUUCUCUGAGCCGGAAAUCCUUGUACAACAUCGUGGUUUAUAUGAUAAACUGCUGUCUUUUGUAAGAAAGAAUCCUUAAACCUUGCAUGAACUCAUGACCCUCAAAUGCGAAAUUCAGAUAGUGUAAAUGAGUCCCUAAAACUGACCUACAAGUACAGGUGAAGAACGGUUACCUUUUUUUUGUAGAAAAAAACAUUUUUCAGGCAAUGUGUGUUUACAUCCUAGAAUGUAAAAGGGUCGUUAGUUACACGAGAGGUGUCAGUCGAUUCCAAGGGAAUAUAAUCCGAAGUAAAAAUUUUAACGAUAAUGUUUUGGGAUAGAAGGAAUUCGAAACCGUUAUAUUUAUGUUUGAUCCCGGUAAAGGCCGAUAGACUGCUAUGUAUGCAACGAUGUAAACGUUCUGAUCUUUGAUAGUAAAGCUGAUUGUCAAACUGACCUAGAUUUUUUUGUUACCUUAAAAAUGUCCAAACGAUGGACUAGACUUCAUCCGAUCGGAAAAUUUGCAAAAUAUCUAAUUACUGAUAAAAAUACGUGAAAGACCCAAUCCUGCGAAGGGUAACAGCCCUGAAAAUUUCAUUUUUCCUACAUAUAUGUCGGCUGGCUUAUUUGAAAAAUCAGAAGCUGCACUCGCCUUCGUCUUGUGAUUUAUAAACUUUUCUUGUGUUCACCCAAUAUCCUGCGUUGCUUAAAACGCCAGUUAGCCGAUAGAAAGUGUGGUCUUAUGCUGAUUUCUUAUUUUAAUCAAGAGAUAAGAAUUUAAAAAUAGCUACAUUUCUUCAGAUGAACGCAAUUAAUAAAAAAAAGACAUCAGACAUUUAUCUCACUUUACACAGGCUAUCAGGAUCCUUAUAUAACAUGUCCAGAUAACGUGCAAGUUGAUCUUUCUCCUGGUGCCAAUGAAGCAGACGUUUCGGCCUUGCUCCAGGAUCCCACGUCCAAUCAACCACCUUCCAGAAUAACAAUCACACCGGCAGAGUACUUCAAAGACAAAAUGUUUCCAGCCGGCACAACGUUUUUGAAUUACGUGGCAACAAACGAAGUCGGAAAAACAGCCCAGUGUCAGACUGUGAUCAUCGUCGUCGGUAUUCAUUGAGCCAUUUACUCAUUUAUGUCAAUACAUUUAAUUUUAAUUUAUCCUUUAGUACUGCAUUGAUUUAUUGAGUUAUUUAUUUGUAUAUGCAUUUCCUCAUUUGUAUACUUAUCCAGCCAUUGAUGCAAAUAGUUGGUUAAAAGUCCUUAAUUUUCUAGCGAUUCAGUUAUAACAGUGAGAGCUGGUUCAUUAGACUGGUAUUUGAUGUUGUUGCUUUUUUUUUUUUUUUUCGCAUUGGACGGCUUUUUCCUUUUCUUUUUUUUUUUUUUUUUUUUUUCGAUCAACUGAACUCAUUUUUGAACUUUUGUCCCGGUAUUUUUUUUUUAUCUGCCAUUUAUCUAUUCAUUUAUUCAUAUAAACCCUAUCUUUUUUGCUGAAGAUGAAUAAUGUUUAUUUGGUAUCUAACUGACUUGUCGUUUCCUCUCUUUGACCACACCAGACAAAGAACCUCCAAAAACAGACAAUUGCCCAGACAGUAUAUAUGAAACCACAACGAGUCACAGCAAAGCUAUAAGUUGGACCCCACCAAAAUUUACCGACAAUGUGGCAGUUGUGAAAGUGGCCUCUGAUAAGAACCCAGGAAACACUUUUUCCCUCGGCUCUACAAAUGUGAAAUACGAAGCCACAGAUGCUGCGAGUAACAGAGGAACUUGCACGUUUGUAGUCCAUCUUAAACGUAUGUAGCCACGAUCAAGUAUUGUGGUCUCUCUGCUGAGUUCCGCUUCUUUUCAUAACCAUUCAUUUUCAUCAACAAAUCCUCUCCCCUCGACAACAUUAUCUGAACAAAGAUAGGUUUAAUAUUUAAUUUUCAUGAAAGACUGUCAUUUACAAAUUUUUAGGGUAACCUAUUACUUGCAAAUCUACUUAGGGCGCUCUGAAAUUUCACCCAACUCAGAGAAAGCGGUGAAGCCUACAGGUCUUAAAAAAAUUUGCCAACGAUUGGACGAGUGUUCAAAUAAUCUGUAUUUUUUUUAAAUUUAUUUAUUCAUUAAUCUAUGUAAAAUGUACUUUGAGUUGUCAUACGAUACAGUACACUCGUACAAUACAAAUCAAUUACUCAUCAAUUUGUCAUUCAUCUACUUGCUUUCAGAAAUCGGAUGCACACAGCCUAAAAACCCAGAUAACGCUAAGCUGAACUGUUUUGGUAGCUUCUGUACCAUCCAAUGUGACCCAAAUAAGAAACUUUUCAAAAUGGCUUUUUACGUAUCAUGUUCAACCACGACGUUGACGUGGGGUGAAAUCCCUGACUGCGUAGGUAAACUGCCUAUAAGUUUCUUUUGUUAGACAUUUUAUAACAAUAUUUUUUCGUGAUAUGACUAAGAAGUCGUUUUCCACUAGCAUUCUUCACGGCAAAGUGAGAAUAUUAUCUUGCAGUUAUACUGUAAGAGACCAUAUAUAUAUAUUCAUCAACAAAACUUUCUUUCCCCAAGAAAUAACUCUUUUCAUACCCUCUUUUAUUCCCAAUGACACACAGAUCACGCACAGCCGGAUGCCGAAGGUUCCUGUUCUAGCGGCUUUGUAAAACAAGGAGCAAUAAAUGGUGCAACCCCAGAAUCCAUCUGUGGUGAGUAUCAAUAGCUCGCUGUGGAGCGACGAGUGAAAAGGAUUAAUAUGUAAUAUUUUUUUGUAAGAUUCAAUUCCCCGGUAAGGGUUAUUAAUAAUAGUCAAUUAAGAGUAGUAGGUAAAGGGGCAUUGGCGUAUAGUAUCUUAGUAUAAUUUCUCAGGUGAUUAUAGAGAAAUCUCGCUAGAAUCACCUCUCUCGAGGUGACUAUGGCAUAAGCGCUAAACAUCAUGAUGACUACCUUACUAUUUGUAAAUGUUUCCGAGGAAGUGAUCGACGCGGUAUACGAAAACUCAAAUAAGAAGAGCAAAAAAGGUGCCAUUGAGUUUGGCGGAAUACUUUUCAAAAGAGAGAUGUGAAGUUUUAGCUGAUUCAUUUAAAUAAACCUGCUUAAACUCUUUGCUUAUCUUGAUACGAGUAAUCACCACAAUUGUAACAAAAUACGCGCAAUGCUUUAUUUAUUGACAUAAUUUACAACAGAAUUCGAAAGCACCUGAGCAAUUAUACUGAAAUAAAUAUUAUUCGCCUUAGGCUCAGUGAACAUUGUUGAAUACUCCCCUCAACUUCGUCUCGGGUUUGUAUUUCAAUGUAGUAACGUACAAUAAUGUAAAAAAUAAAAGAAAAGUAAUAACCAUAAUGAUGACAAUAAUGAUGAUGAUAAUAAUAAUAACCAUAAUAAAAAAAACAAUAAAUUAUUCGUCUCUAAAAAAAUAAGUUUAAAUGAUUUGAUUAAGCUUUGGGCUCAUUUCCUUAUUUAUUCUAUUUAUUGGCAUAAUCUUAUCUCUUAUGUACUCCCAUUCGUUGACUUGCUCAAUGGAUUGGCUCACUUGCUGAAAUACUUCCUAGCUUGCUCGCUUGCACAGGACGAAAUUGCAAGAAUCCGUAAACGGAAAUGUGGCAGAAACAUGUUAAACCGCUCCGGAAACACGACGGAUAACCUGUGUUUCCGUUACCGGUUUCGUGACGUUUUCUCGCGUUUCCGUUGCUGCGUAUACAACGGAAUCGGACCACUUUUACGUAAACAUAACGGAAACAUGGAGUUGCAUGUUUCCGCCACGUUUCCGUUUACGGAUUCUUGCAAUUUCGUCCUGUGUUGGCUCCCUUGUGUGAUUACUUUCUUCGUGUUGCCUUAACCCUUUAACUCUCAGAUCAAAUUUGUAAUUCUCCUUACUGUCAACCAUACAAUUCUUACAAUGUUUGCUUAGAAAAUUUAGUAUUGGAACUUCUAAUCAUCCCCAAAUUGAUAUUUUUCAAUUUUCUCAUCACUUAUCUGGUUGAUAUAGUAUUGAUAUUGUAAGGAGAAAUUCUGUCUUGGUCACUCAUGGGAGAUUAACGGUUAAGUCUUUCUCACCAUCCUUAUCCUGUCCUUUGUUUUUAAUUUCUCAACGUUUUUAAUUUUCCCAUUUUUUCUCCGAGAUUUUCACAAUUCGCUAAUUCAGUUAACUCUAUUAACAACACCAUUAAACUUUCUUUUAUACAGUGAAAUGCCCGAGAGGUUACUUCUACGAUACUAAUACAAAAACGUGCGAGCCAUGUCAAAUCGGCUACAUAAGUAAAGCGGAAGGCUCAAUGCAGUGCGAAGCAUGUCCGGCAAACAGUUCAACUUUAGAAGUUGGAUCCAAAGUUUGCACAGGUAAAUUAAUUUGGUCAGAUAUAUUUGCGAUAAAUUCUUUAGUUUGCACUGCUGGUUUAUUUGUGCAGUUUCGUAAGUGAAAUGUGACGUUGUACGGUUAGUGAUGAGAUUACUUGAUAAUCAUUCAUGACCUUGAAUUAAAUCAAAACAAAAAUGGUAACAACAAAAACGAAAAAACAACAAUAACAUAAACAACUAACAGAAAUAGCCACUUCAACAAAACAAAGAGAAUGCUGAAUAAGAAAAAAAAUAGCUAAAGAAAAAAUUACGGUAAAAUAAUGUAAUUAUGAUGUAGUCUACCUCCAGUCGUUCACAGUGGCUGCAAUGUCAUUGCUCAUCAUGUGCGUCGUUGUUUUUAUUUCUGCACACAGCUCAGUGUUACGCUGGUCAUUUCUCCAACUCAGGGUUUGAUCUGCAAGCAGAUCUUGAACCCUGCGAGCCCUGUCAAGCUUCCUAUUACCAACCUGAAGUUGGCAAAAAAAGUUGUGAGAAGUGCCCUAAUGGUACCACCACCCUCGGCACGGGAUCAACAUCUGUCGCUUCCUGUGGAGGUGAACUUCAUCUUUCAUUAACAAAAAUAUAACAAUUAAUGAAUGAAUUAAGCUUACAGUGUACUUUUUAACCGAUCCUCAAGGUUUUGAAUGUCAAUACAUGUAAAGAUAUGCAUUUUCUAGAAAGCAUAUUUCAACCUAUGCCAGUAUAAAUUUUACCUCAAUUAGCAUUAAUGUCGCAAUCUUAUAGGCCAAUUUGCCAUAGUCGCCGAAAGUACAGACAACGCUGCCAGCAUCAAAGUGUCGCGCAAUGGUCGUGCACCGAAAGAAUCGUUUUCUUUGUUUCAUUUCCUCGUCAGUCAUCAACUAUUUGACCGCUUUGAUGACGAAUGCCGUUGUCGAUAAGCGUACAGACCACACUAAACCAUUAUCAAUUUGUUCAGUGUACCAUAGUUAUUCGGCUACAAGACGCACUUAGUUAUAAGACAAAAGGUAGUCUAACCAUUUAAAAGUUGUCUUUAGAUGAGCUAGAACUUGUCUGCAGACGCCGUUAUUAUAAAAACAACGGCAACGUAGUCGUUCACACAGAUCUUUAACACUUGCGUCACAAACAAUAAAACAUCACCUAUGUCAAGAAUGUCAUGUCAUCACCAAGGUGCCUUCAUCUUGCAGCAGAACACAAUCACUGAUCUUAAAAUUAAUAAUGGUAAUAGGACCGCAUGGAGUCCAGUUCGGUCUGUGAUUAAUAAAAUCGGAUGACCGCGAAGCAGGACUUCGAUUUGUUAAUCGCGAGUAUGAUUACAGACAGAAUUGGAGGACACGAAGUCAGGUUACCAAUUAAAACCAUGACAAAAUUUGAGGAAGAAGCUAGACAUCGGUUGUACGUUUUCAUUAAAAAAAACAGUUGACUCGGCGAAAUGAUGACGCGUUCAGUCCAAAUACAUAGGCAUGACCUGUUAACGGUCCCUUUAACUGUCCCAUAAGACUGUGCAAUUAAAGGCAUGACGCGCACACUGUCCUAUUAGUUCUCAAAUCGGGCUGGUGAUAACCAAUACGUUCGAGAAUUUUUUUCAGUUUUGAUUUAUAUCUAUAACCUUUUCUCGUCAUAGGACCACCGAAGAUCACACGAUUCGAACCUAACCCUACCAAUGCGACCGAAAGAUUUCCGACCCAAUUUGAAUGCUACGGAGAAGGAUUACCUCUGCCUUCUUUUAAGAUCACCAAGGUUAAACCGGCACCAGGUAUGACUGAAUGUUGCUCAUUAGCAUAAUGCUUCUUGAAACUUACCGCUCGAUUGACUUAAUGAUACAAAUUCUAAGAAAAAUGCAACUAGCUACGCCACCGUUUAGCUAUCACAUAUAUGACUAACAUAAUCUGGAUCCGUGAAUAUUUUAAAAGGAUGUUAAAUGACAGCUUUUUGUCCAAUUUUAGAUGGUUUUGGAGGCCCGUCUACUCAGGAGUACAUCAAAGGUCCGGAUGGCAACCAGAUUGGUAUUCGUCACAUCAUCAGCAAGGUUACUGAGCACGAUGCUGGCGCUUACGAGUGCAAACUGGAGAAUAAGUUUGGCGCUGAUCAGAAGUACCUGUCUGUGAAUGUUAAACUCAACUUCGAUGUUGGUUAGUAAACAUGAUCCUCUCGUCUUCGUUGUGGUUUUUUUUCCUUGUUCGUCCAUGUAAUCGCCUUUAGUUUUCCAAGAUCUCGCUGUUUAUGAAACCUUCAAAAGGGUAGAAUAAUCAGCGGACAUGACUGACUUAUCACUACGCUGUCCAAAGAAGUUUUCCCAACUAAAUGAUGGACUUACCAGUAAGCCAAGCGCUUCUCUUAUGGGACAUUCUAUAACUAAUGGAACGAAGUAUCCCAAAGAAACUAGUAUGUGUGUCGGCGGGCAUGUGAAACUUCUAGCUACGUAUAAAGUAGCUAGCGCUAGAAGUUGAUAAAGUUCAGAUAUCGAUCACCAUGACGUUUUGAGCAUCUGCCAUUCGUCAAAGCAACUAAUUUCAAUCAACUCUCCCUUUUGUUUGGUGUAAGAAAAAGCGUUCGUUUAAAGUGGGGUGUAUCUCUGAGAAACAUUUACACAAAGAGCCAGACACAAAGUUACUCAACAUAAAUCAGUUAUUAUAUUACAUUACACUACUUACUCCUUUUUUUCCUGUUUUUGCGAAAUGCACCUUUGCUUAAAAUUGAAUCAGCUGAAAUGAGAUAUACGUUCACAAAAAAAAAAUUCAUACCCACAUUCCUCUAAAAAAACAGAUCUGUGUCAAGAGAAUAACAAUUGUUUAUGUUCUCUUGUCUGUAUGACAUCUAAAAGACGCACGAAAUUCGUACAAUCUAAUAAGGGGUCACAUUUUUGUUAAAAUUUUGACCUCGAAAAUGAUCAUGGUUGCCAGAAAGUUCCAGCAGUGAUUGAGAGUUUUUCCGAUGAAUGUUAAUGUGUCACUUUUAUUUUUAGGAAAGCGCCGCCGCCGUCGUCGUCAACAAAUAUUACACUCUGCUUGAUAAAAAAAAAACAGUUACUGGAGCAAUACAACAUGAUUUGAAAUACAAAUUAAAGCUCGUCUAACUGAAGUGUCUGGAAAGUAUUGUAGAACUUGUAGAAGAGGUGAUCAUUAAACACAACAUUAUCGUGUGAAUUGUGGUUUAUUUUCUUUAACAAUUAAUCCUUAAUCUUGAUACUUAUUCCUCUUCAGCUAGAUCUUUACAGGCGUUCAUUUAUUAGAAUUAUUUAGGGUGAUGUGAUACUCAAAAAGCAGAACUGUUACGAAGGUGUUGUUUUAUCUGUGUCCGGUUUAUUUCUUAGUUGCAUUAUAGUUCCGACAAUUACGGAUUGUUUAGGGGAAGGAGGUCUUUUGCAAUUAACUUUCAGUCAGAAAAAAAGUUAGCAAUGGGGACGAUCCAUAGAAAGAGUCGUGAAUGGAAGGAAUUACAACCUCAUCAGCGCACCUAGCUUAGUCGGUUGUUCGAAGUAAGACGAGAAGUAUAAUCAUAGCCUAGCCUCUUAAUUUCGCUCAAGACGCGAAAUUGAAAGAAAUAAUUUGCAGAUACAAAUUUGGCUCUUACUGUAGAAGACAUAGUUGACGUAAAAAUAUAGAGGACGGAGAGAAAAAAGAACGAAGAAAACAGCGCAAGUUGUUGGUGUUUAAACGACUCUAAACAUUCGACCUCGUCGCCUGAGAAGUUUGGCGGUAUAGCAGUCGAAACGUUGCGAUCUAUGCACGCUUGAUUAGCCUCGCUCUUACAUCGUGAGACGAAAUUUACGAUUAAACGUUCAUUUACUUAUAAAAACCACUAUAAGCAAUAGUAUUUUCCACACAAGAGCAAAAAGAUGUUGUUGAUUAGCAGCUGAACUGUAUAUUGUGUUAAAGUGCACUUACGGACUAAGUAAAACAAUUCACGGUGGUAGUCUUAAUAUUUCAGUUAAAAAGUAGAAUUUGCUUAAUCUACUACGUCUAGUAAGUCUAGUCUAGUAAUCUACUACUUUGCGCCUUUAAUCUUGCCGCACUAAUGCCUGUUUACAUGGAAGUGGGGGACCCCAGUCAGGGAGGUAACCCGCCUGUCUUUAUAACUUCUUAUUUUGUCUUGAUCGCGUUUACAUGAUAGGUGGGGUGACCCCACCUAGACCCUACCUGGUCUACCAGGUAGGGUAACCCUGUCAGCCGGGGUGACAAUUUGCCAAGUAUAAAUGUCUGGUGGGGUAACUCGCCAAGCCGGGAUCGCGUUCAUGGCAAAAAACUCAAAAGCGCAACACGUAUGUUUUAAAACUUUGUACAUUUCCAAGUCGUCUCACGGCAAAAAUCACCGGAAACCGCAACUGACACUCAAGGAGUGAAAAAUGUUCACAUUUUGGAAUAUUUAGCGUUGUAAAUCGACCAUAUUUCAAACUAUUCCUGAUAACGCAUUAAGUCAACGGUUCUUCACGUAACCGAACACCGCGUGACACAACGCGUGAUGCUUUCAUCAAUAAUUAAAUGAAUACGUGUCCGAGAAUUUGUCUUUCGUCUUUCUCGAGACGUGAGCUUGGGACGCCUAUGCUCAAAGUCCCUAAUUGCGAGCGCAACAACAACCUCAAGAAACCUCACCUCAGCACCUCGGGGUUGUAAGAUUGUAUGUAAACGCGUUUUAUUUUUUGACUACGGCUAGGCGGAUUACCUCACCUACCUGAGGUCCCCCACCUCCAUGUAAGUAUUCCCUAAUGGUUAGCCCUGGCACGGAUAGAGUCCAAAGAUUUCAUGAUAAAUCAAACAAAACAACCGUCAAAGAAAUUGUCAAAAUACAUGAAUCAAUGAUGUAGCUAGCGUUUCCCUUUAUUAAAGUUGUAAAAUGCAUCUAUGAGUUUGCUUUAUACGUUGUGCGAGAUUAAAAGCCAAAAUGUAACCCACUGCCAGUUUGCCCUGACCUCACUAAUACAUUUUCAAAAGUCUCCUUUGUCUUCUAAGCGAAAAUGAAAAAAAAAUGUCUUCGCCAAAACGGACUAAAACGAUAAACAGAGUGGGACUUGGAAUUCCGCAUGCGUGAGAGCAAUCAUAUCAGUUCAUUUUUUCGUCACCGUUUUCACCUGUCCACACUAAAACGGAGUGUUUUAAAAACAAUGCGUUUUCAAAAGAAUCGUUUUUUGAAAUCGUUUUAGAAAGUCUCUGUUUUCAUCAACGUUUUCGGGCGUUUUAACGUGAAUGACCGGCGAAAACGCACCAGAAAUAUGCGUUUUCAAACGAAAAGGCAGUAGUGUGGAACGUACCUUAAACAAAAUUAACUUUUAUAAGAUUUAAAGCGACCAAUAUGUUUCAUAUUACCAGUAGAAAAUUAUUCAAUUCCAAGUGAGGGAAUAAGUGAGCUGUUUGUGAUUGUCCCAUGCAUACAAAAGCUUUUCUUUGGGAUUGUAGUCUACCAUAGAAUUGUAUCCAUACUGGUUCGUGAACUGUAUAUUGGGGUUCCAUUGAUUACCAGUCUUUGUGUCAUAGGCAAAGUUGAUGGUUGUGGGAUUGCUAUUAUAACUGUCGAUGCAGUAGAUCACUCCACAAGCUAUGAAGGCGUUACCCAUCGAGUUCAUACGUUCUGCGAUAACAACCAACACAAAGAAAUAACUUGUAAAAUCAGUUGCCUCUCCUCUGUACUUCGAAAUAACUUCGAUUGAAAAGAAGUCAAUUUCUCAGCAAAAUAGAAUAGAAAGUGAAAAAAUCCUGAGCACCCUUUUAAGUGCCUUAAUUUUGAUAAUAGUUUCAAUUAAAAUGAGAAUUUAAGGGCGAUGGUGAAGAAGCGGCGUGUAAAAAAAAAAAAAUAAUAAACGCGACCUAAUAAUAAUAAAACCACAUUGACUUUCGCUAUAAAAUUAUAACUGUAAUCAUGUUUCUUUUAAAAAGAUAAAAGUCGCAUCCCAUGAAGGAACUAUUACGAAUUAUGAAUUAUGUUGCCUUUGAUCUCUAAAAUGACUUACCUGUAGCCAAGUUGUAGUUGUUUACUAUGACAUCCCCUUCAAUCUUGGAGGCGGACAGUCGACUGCCAUUCCCUGUGUUGCCCCACAAUACCCAUAAACCAUUUUCGUCUACUGCCAAGUCAACCCCACUGUAUCCACCCCACGUGUAGGUAAUACUUCUUGGCGAGUAUCCGCUUAAAGUAAUAUGGUUAUCGAUGUUGCUGGUGAACAAAUUAUACUUUAUGAUGAACUGGCUAUUUUCCCUGCAAUAGAAUGAGAAAAGUUUCCAGAAAUAGAUUAGAAAAUAAGCCGAAACACUUGCACUAAAUAUUCACGGUGGUGGGUUGCCAAUAAUUUAGUAAUCAAAUGAACCAAAAAAUUCUCUUUUUUCAAUUGCCCAGUGAUCAAGGGAAGAAAAGUCAAUCAAGGAGAGUGGGCGCAACGAAUUCGUCUCCUAUUUGUUUUGACUUUGAACUUUAACAUUUUAAAUUCUCAACAAGAAUAAAUAAAUAACUGAAAACGAAAAAGUAAUGAAGGUAGGAAAAACCUAUUGUAAUAGAGGUGAUUUCCAUACACCACUGCCCCUGUUCCAUCCCAUUUGAAGGGCAGAGUGUAAUUCUUGCGGACCACUCCUGCUUUGAACUUGUUGAGGUUUUCAAAUUCCUCAACGUUGUCGUUUGAGUAAUAACUUUGCAUGACGAAUAUGGUGUCGUUACCCAUGACACCAAGAGGGUCUUUCAUCCACGCUCCUUGAGUGGGAGAUCGAUUGUGUUGAGUAACAGGAUUUCCAACACUCUUUAAAGUCAAAGCACAGCCAACUGUUUCAUAAAAGAGAAAAAAAACUGUAAACUAGGUGUAAUGCGAGACAAAAGCGCGCGCACAUGACGCGUUCUGUCCACUUACAUAGGCAUGACCUGUUAACUGUCCCUUUAACUGUCCCAUUACACUUCCAAUCACAAGCAUGACGCGUACACUGUCCUAUUAGAGCUCAGAUCGGACUGGUGAUAAUUAAUCGAGAAUUCGUUAUAGUUUUGAUUAUUACCAAUAUUCCGUAGGCUUUCUUUAUUACAGACGCUCUUUAUCCCUUUUGUUUCUGAUCUUUUCUUCAUUUUUCUUCAUACGUGUAACAACUGUUACAUUUAAUUAUCACUGAAAUAGAUACUGACCUUUUUCACAUCGAUUCCCUCGAUAACUUGGUGGGCAGGUACAGGUGUAGCCAUUGAUACCAUCUACGCAUGUCCCACCAUUAGUGCAAGGGUUGCUUGCACACUCAUCCACAUCUAUCAAAUAAUCAUGCAUAUCCACAGAAGGAAAAACCAUUAUCUUAAACGAGUGGGUGUGAUAUUCCUGACUUGCCCUAUGAUUCGUUCAGUGAGUGUCAUUUCUGUUAAUGGUUCUGGAGAGUAUUUUAUAGAAUAUAUACAUCUCUAAGAGUUGUUUAUUUACAAGUAUAUCUAUCUGUCUAUUCAAACAUUAAGUACUUAUUAUGAGGCACGCCAUCAUUAGGGCUAUAGCACGACUUAGAGUGAACAGCCCCGUAAACUUCAACUUAGAUAUUUACUUUUUCUAUUGAUCACUUCACUGCAGAAACCAUCAUCUCUAUAGUUUUAACCGUAACUCUUUCAAUAGUCUGAACAAUCUCUCCAGAAGUGAUGAAGAGCUCUGACCUCAUGUGACAAGUACUACAAGCCACUGAUAUAGUUAUUUUUAUGAGGCGCUUAGAAGCUCAUAACACUCUUCUUCACGGAUAGCCCCCCUAGCCCUUGUCAAAUUACGUUAUAUCCUUACAAGUACAGACUUUUCCAUCUCCACUGAAACCAAGGUUACAAGAACAACUGUACGAGCCUUGAAGAUUCUGACAUGAAGCAUUGACGGCACAGAUAGGGACUGAAGCACUGCACUCGUCUGCAUCUAUAUUCAGCAGAGGAAAACCGAAAAAACAUGAAGAAUCAGCUUUCAGAAGAAUGACUAUUACUAUCAAUUAGUCAUUCCUUUCUACUUACUAAAUGACUUCCCACAAUCACCCCAGAACUAAUUUCUAGCUAAAUCUGUCUUAAAGUUCCAAGGAUAAAAAGGAUGCUGCUAAAGUUUAUGGGGAUUCAAUGGAACUGUUGAGGAUUUACUGUGUUUGCCACCUACAGAAAAGGUCACUCGCACGAAUAGUGCAAAAAAAGUAUCCGUCAAGUAGUUACCUUCUGUGUCCAUGUCGCAGUAGGCAAGUACAGACUUAUCUUUUACAACAGAAUUAAGCCAAUAUUUCCCGCUAAACGCCUUUCCACCUUCACUUGCCUUGAUUUCUUUACAUGAUUCAGCGGGCAACUCUGGAAUGGAGCCCAAGGGGACUGAGAAAAGAAAGGUAAAAAGAUCAACCUUUCUUUUCUAAUUAAACUUCAACAUUUUCCUUCAGAACUGUACAUUUACCUCGUUCUCUGUCUCGUUUGAAAUAGUAUCUGUUGGAAUCCGGUACAAAAUCCUCAGGUCUGGCCUCUUGGAUCCUAUUGCUGAACUCACAGGUGGAUUGAGAGAGAACAUAAUUGAAACUUUGACACGCGACGUCUCUGUAACAGGCCUUUAAACACUCAUGACCGAGAGAUACGCUCAUCGUUUUGUAUAUGUGACUCUUCAACAUCAUGCCCUUGACAGAAUAUUCUGCCCCAGUCUUACAUUCAUGAGCACUUGUCUCAUGCGAAGAUUCGCAAAGCAACAGGAGAGCUGAGAGAAAAAGGAAUAGCGCCAUGGCAAAGCCUCUUUCCUUGAUCUAACAACGACCUGAAAUUAUAGUAAAAAAAUAUAGAUUGGUUUAUCUUAAUAAUAACUUGAUGAAAUGAAAAAGCUCCAAAUAAAGAACUUGUCACAUUACGCAUGGUCUGGCGGUUUUCGUGAAAACUUUUCACAACCCACUCACGGAAAUAUUUCUUAAAAUCAAAUAUGCUGUUUUUGAGCUUCUUUAUUUCAUAGCUCUUACCCUCUAUGCAUAUUUUUCUGUAAAAAUAAACUUCCCAUAAUGACAAUUGUGAAGAUAAUUAUAACGUUUUGUUUUAUUGAAGACUUCAACGGAAAUAAGCUGUUGUUUUAGCUGUCAAUGUGAAGACAAAAAAUUUUCCCCCCUUCGUGAGACCUUGUUGAUUUGCGAUUAUUAUUCAGUUCCCAAAUGAGGUUUUAAAAAGGACUGCUUUUUAUUGAGACAUUAAAGCCAUUCUGUGUCCUGGCUACUUUAUUUUUGUAAGCUUGUGGAAAAAAUGAGAUGAUUUUACAAUUAAUAAAGACUGAUUUUUGGCAGGAGCAACUGGUUAUAUUCAAGGUGGUUUGACAUUAUCAUUUAGCUUAUAAUCUACUAGGCUUGUGUUCUCAAGAGCUAUAGCAAAAACAUCAAAACGUACCGUUAUAUUUAAGAUCAUAUGCUGCAUUACGUAUAGACACUAUGUCCCAAGUCUUCGUGAUUACUAUUAACUGCAUAAGUGAUUCGACUAAACAAAAUCAUAUUUACAGUAUCACGCGCGGGCUGUUUUCCUAGUGCCAUGUAUGAAAAGCAGCAAGUUCAAAUCUGUACUUCUGUGGCAAAUCCUUUGCGUUGACUUGAAUGUUAAGUUUGUAAUGUUGAGUCAUAAAAUCGCUACUCUCACCUGAUAUUUAUACGCAGGUCCUUUGAAACGACACUUCAAGCUUUUAAUACUUGUCACGGUAUUAUUUAGUAACGAAUACGUGCGUUUUGGAAUGGAACUCACAAGGAAUUACUCAAGAACAGGACGAAAGGCGUCAAUCUCGAGAAACUAAGUGUAUAAUUUGCUAAGAUACAUAAGCAAUGACGUAACGACCUUCCCUUCCACCAAGAUCAGAAUGCAAGAAGUAUUUCAAAACAGUGGUGUGUCGCUUCUAGCUGCCUAGUUCUGACAGUGCAGAUGCAUCUAUCUCUUUGAGAUAAUUAUUUACUUCGUUUAGAUCAUUUAAUACGAUUUCGACACUUUCAACUGGUUAAUCCUAUCAUUUACAUGAAUAAUUCAAAGCAACGAAAAAACUAAUUAAACGGACGCUAUAAAAAUUUAAUUACAUGUUUGUAAGGUGUCAUUCAGCAGUACUGAAUUUUCGUGUAUUAGAACAGUUUCCGUUUCUUAAUAACCAUCCUUUUCUUUUUGCAGCCCGAUUAAUUCUCCAUUAUCAUAGCACUGCGUUAUAAUUAUCAGAGUAGUUUUAUGGACUCAUUUUAUACCUCAUGCCAAGUUUAAUUUAUUUCGGUUCUAUUUGUUCAUAAGGGCGCCACUGAAUAAAAUUUUAAUUACUUAGCUAACGAAAUAGCAGAGAUAAGAUCGAGAAAGCGCCUUGAAAACCCCUCGAUCUGCUUAUCUACCUUGAUAAAAGUAAUUACAAUGGACUAGUCAUCGACAAAAUAUUCAAACGUUAACGAUAAAUACUUUCACAUUCCACUAUGACUAAGCCAAAAGUCUCAAGCGUAAUCCAUAUUGCAAAGGCUAAUAUCUGUGGUAGUGGUUUCAAUAGGUUGUUUAAUUAUUGCCACAUGAUUGCAAAAACAGUUUUAAGCGGGUGAUUAUAAAAAAUUAACCAAACUCAAAUACGUGAGGAGAGCAAAAUAUCAGUUUCAAUAACUCAAGCUACUCUUCUUGCGCUUUCUGGUAUCACAUUAGAAAGGAAUACAUGACUGAUAUAAAUUUUUGUUCACUUUUUUUAACUCAAAAACCGAGUUAUCUCGCGGAUAGAAUAGAUUGCUUUCCUAAAAUUGACAUAUUGGGUGAUGUUUUCUUAAAUGAAUAAAAAUUCAAUUUUGACGCAGUAUGCACUUCAGCUGAAUUUAUCAAUUCCAAACUAUUUAAUUUAGUCACACUUCCAGAAAAAUGUGUCCCUAGCUUGACGUACACAUUUUGAAACAACUAAAGAGUUCUAGGUUUAAAAAAUAAUUGUGUAUAUUUAUAUAUACAUUUUUGUUUAUUUAUUUUUUUAUGUACACACUCACUUAUGACCUUACCUUAAAUCAUGCAUUUUACAAUUUAGAAAUUAAAAAAAACUGAUAUCUCGAAAGAUUAAAAUUUAAAGCAAGUUAGAUUAAAACAAAAACAAAAACAAAAGAAAAAUGACACGCAAAAAAACAAAACAUGAGCUUUAAUUGCAACUGUUUUAACUGAGAGAAGAACAAGAGAUCUCUCGAUAAGCGCCAUGUUACUCAGCUUGACAGACCUUGAACAACAAUGGAAUUCUAAUUCCUUACAGAAACCUCAAAGGAGGGCAUUUGCCAGUAAUGCUAGAAAUGCCAUGCUGUCCAAUCGCUAAAAGCUAGAUUCCCACAACACAGGUAUUGCGGAAAAAUUAAAAAGGUGUCGCUGUCCUCCUGCACACAUGAAUGUGAGGCAAUGAAUCUGUAUUGUUGAUUUCGCGCAGUUCUGGAUGCUGCUCCGUUAAAGACAUCAUUCUUGUGGCAAAUUCUGUCACUAAAUCAUUUCAAAAAUAUUUUCAAAGAAAGUUUGUUUCGCCUCAAACAUUUCAUUAGUUUGUUGUUGUUAUUGUUGUUUUAUUUUUUUCGUUUUUUUCGUAUGUUCAUUUGUCGUUAUUUUCAAGGACAUAAAACAGAAUAAUCAAUAAAAACCCAAACAAAACAAAAAGCCGGAAAGACUUGCUUUGUUCUACCCAUGAGUCCCAUAGGAAUUGAAAACAAACUGCUCCUCUGAUAAAGGGGGUAGGUUUCUAAAGAAACUGAGGUGCUGCGUCGGUCGGAGAGUAUACAUGUAAUUUAGUGUUAACAACUGAGUUGAAAAUGUAAAUUGGCCACCGUAAAGGGUAAAUGACCAGUAUUAGGUGUUACGUACACCUAUAAUGCAUAAUGCAUAGUGCAGAUUCAUGAUUGAUGUCAUGCGCUACCAACCUACACCGAAAAGCACAUAAGAUAAAAGAGUCUAAUCUAGGUAUCCCCGAGAACGAUGGGGACAGUUUAUUUCGAUUUACGCGUCGAAAAAGUGCCUAUCUAGGUUGAGUUUCACUCAGGUGAGAGACUGAAAAUCGAUGUAAUUUUUAAUCAGCAUGUGCAGCUGAAACUACGUCUUGUCUUCCUCGGUGACCUUGCGUCCGUAAAAUCAUUUUAGAUAGAUGGUUCUCUGCCAUCUAUCUUGUUGUAGAAAGAAAUUCGACCUUCGGAGGCUGCAAAUAAAAACAUCCGUGUAACUCCUCUCAAGCUUAAAAAAAUCGACAAGGGACCAAAACAAUAACUAUUCCAAGGAUUGAUGAAACAGCGAAAGCAACGAUAGCAACGUAUCGGUAUCUGGAUUGAACCAAUACGCACUCUAACAUUGUUCCAACAAAUGUGAAGCAAUCCACAAUGCAUCAGUUGUUACCAAAAACUAGAUAGAGCAUGUACGAACCAAACCGACCCACACGAUGAACGGCCGCUAAACUUAAACUCAUGCUACUCAUACUAACCGGUCCUCUUUCGUAAGAACUGGGACCCAAACGCUAUUGAUAUCGGAAACAAAAGUGUUAUAGGACAAAAUCCUCCGACGCCUUGCUGAUCGUGUCAACUUGAGACAAAAUUCUCGGUAAUAAAAACAAUUCAUAUUCAUCUGUACUACUUUCUAUUAGUAAAAUGACAAGAGUAAUAUCGCUGUGAAACUUUUUCUAAGUUCCAUUUAACAGCGCGAAACUAACUUCAUGCAGUUUUCAAUAUAGGGGAUCUCUUUCAUUUUUUCUAAAGCAGAGGUUAUUUCAGAACAGUUCCUUUAAAACAGUUGACGAGCCUUUUUUUAAGCACUUUGUCAGUGAAUAAAAAUUACUUAACGUUCACGCGUACGUCGCAAAAAUGCUACUUUUAAUUGUGUUGCUUUUGGGAUCAAUCAUGACGCGCAUCUAAAAUCUAAUUGCGUCUUUGAUGGCGAAUAAAUUGUAAGAGUUUACAAACAAAGAAGUAUCUAUCUACUUUCGGUAGUUUCUUUAGCAUCAACGAUAACGUUCAAGAUUAUAAUUCUCUACGUCAUCAUCGUAUUGUACGUGGCUAUUGUUACAGAAAGCCGCGUCAUGCAACGAGGGAAAUAUCUUUAAUCUCAUUUUCUUUCUGUAUUGUUCCUUCAUCUCCAUGGUUAUUAUGACUUCUUUUACACAUUCAACAUUUCCAGUUAUUAGCUCUUAUUAUUAUUUUUUUUUUCUUAUUAGAAUUUUUCCGCUUUUCUAUAAAUUGCAGUUACAUAUCAAGAUUUCUCGGUCUUCCUUUUUACAACUGCUACAUUUUCUAAAACAACCGCUGGAAGAAAUGUACUCGAACAGAGUUAUUUGAAUAUCUGUUAUUCACAAACAGCCUAACAUGUUUCUAUAGGGAAAAAUUGAAGAAAAUGAGCUAAAUUACUUCAGCGAAGUCUGAAAAGGAUAUCUAAUUCUUAAUUUUUAAUAAUAAAAAAAAAACUAGGGGGUUAUCAAUUCCAUUAUUAGAUUCUAAUGAAAUUUUCCUGACAAAAACAAUCAAAUUUCAUUUUGAGUGAUACUUGCUACGAAACAUUAAGCAAGGUAAUUCGGCCACAGUCACGUUCCUAAGUCUGUAAAAAAAACUGCAACAGUAAGUUGACUAAGAAUGAUGUAUUGCCCAAGUACUUCAGAUUGUUAAUCAAGACUUUUCAACUGUUCAGUAUGCUGUAAAUGAAUUCGAUCCUAGGCUGAACAGAAAGGUUGAAUUUUCAUUUAGCAAUCUUUCUUCAAAGUAACAGUUUCGCAAAGCAAAUGAUGAUUUUCUUUUACGAUUGUUAAUGACCCAGGCGAGCAGCUAUACAAACUCAUUAAGAAAAGUGACACUUUUAGUACGCAAUCUAGCUUUUAUCUUCACGGUGUGUCAUUUUCAUAUUCUAACUAAUUCCUGCAAGAUUGCAGUUUUAAAGUACUUUUCUUACAGCAUCGUCAUUUCGGGAAAUAAGUAAAGCUUAAUUUAGGGAAAUAAAACCAAAACGAACAAGGAUUAAAGAAGAUAACACUGAGACAUUGACACUAAAUAAUAAUGUCUGCUAAUAAGCAUUGUUCCCGACCAAAAAAAAAAUAAAUUUUGAAACUCACGACGUGGCUGUUACAUAAAUUUCUUAAUUAACACUUAAUUCCACUGAGAGAAUCAAGGAGAGGAAAAGUGAAAGGAGAAAAAAAGAAAAUGCAGAAAGAAAUACUACUUUUUUAAUCGUGAUAGGGCUGAGAAAAUGUUUGGAACGCAGCUGUUUCAUGAGCGUGAGAAAAUGUCCCAAAUCACAGAUAUUGUUUGGAAUUAUGGAUCUCACAGCUGAGUAAACCUGACAUUUGAAUGAAUUAAUUAAGUGGUUGGAGUUUUAUGAAAGAGGCAAAGAAGCAUACUCCAACUACUCCUUUUGCUAAGACAAAAAUUUUCUGUCUUAGCGAUCAAAAACAAAUCAUGAAGGACUGUUCUAUCCUUCUUUCACUGAUCGCUUUUUUCUGCAGCUCCAAGGUAGAUGCCGGGCUUCUAGAUGACCAAGCAAAAAUUCUAACAGAUUUUAAGUCGAAGUACAACAACAGCCAGUCUGACAUCAUUUUCCUUAUGGAUGUCUCCGGUAGUGUGAGUGACUAUGGCUUCCAAUCGGAGAAGAUUUUUGUCGAAAAUCUUCUCAAUGAGUUCAGUGUGGCCCCUUAUUCGACGCGAGUUGCCGUUAUCACAUUUGGUGCCGAAGUUAAGACGGAUAUUAACUACAUCGACAUUAGUCCGUUAUCAAAAUCGCAUCAAAAGUGCGAGUUUCACCCUUGGUUUCAAUACAACGUUAAGCAUCGUUAUGGAUGGGCCACCAACAUGAAGGACGCCUUCCAGAGAAGUAUAGAUGUCCUUCAACUAGCCAUGGAUCACACACAACGGAGGAGUGGGGUACACACCGUAGCAAUCCUGAUAACAGACGGAUGGUGGAAUAGAGGGAGUCCGGUAGAUAACGCGAACAGACUUAAAAGCUCCUACACGACGGACGUAAUCGCCGUAGGAGUGGAUGGGUACAAUCAGGGACAGUUACAACAGUUGGCAACCUCAAAUGACCUUGUCCUUGGCUUCAGCACCUUCACGAAGUUUCGAGAACUUGCAAUGUUUAUUAGAGGAGGUAAAGAUUGUUGUCAGUCCCUCAAAUUUUUUCUUUUUUUUUUUCACUUAAAUAUUUUUUCAAGACAAAUCCGAAUUUAAAGAACGAGGAACAAAAACUAAAGGACUGAAUGCUAAUUUCUCUUUUCAGAAAAGGUUUUUUGAAACGAAGUAAUGUCCUCUUUCCUUUGCGCCCAAUUUCCUAAGAAAAAUCAAAUAAUUGAAAAAGAACUGUACGGUAUUCUCUCUAGUUCCAGACUGAAGAACUUAAAAACAUGUCACGAACGGGCUGUGUUUGGAAGUUUCCUAAGUAGCGGAAUUUCGGAUGAAACAAAUCCCCAGCUUUAACUGCUUCUUUGUCGUCCAUGAAAUGUUUUUGCCCAAUUGUAAGGAAAUCCGACAAUCCACAAAAUUGUUCGAGUUUCCUUUCUAAUCAGUGCACGUCGAAGUGAACGACAAUGAUAUAAAUGGCAACAACUCCCCAACAUAUUAUUAUCCUUAUUUGGAAAGCUAAAUUCUAUAUUAUUACUCAACUUUUAUCUUUUUUUUGUAUUAUUUAUUAAGAAACCUGGCUUAGCUACAAUUUAGUAUGAAUUACCUAUUACAUUCUUGUUCCUUAAGACUACAAUUCACUUUUACUCAUCUAUCCUAAAUUUCUCUAAGAACAAUUUCAUUAAUUAAGUUUCAUACAAUUUGUUUUGUAGCCGCCUUGUUAGGAUUCACUUUUAAAAUGUAUUUUAGCGAAGGGCCUCGAAAUAUUUAGAAGCUGUUCAUUGUGCGAAUAUUAUUUUUGGCAGGUAAUUGGAUUUCCCAGUGAUACGAUCAAUAUUUUCCGGCUGUAUAGGACCUUAAGAACUAUAUUUGUUUCAAGAGAAAUGCGCCAAAAAUGACUGCCAUAAAAAUACUAGCCAUCACAGUUUGUUUUAAUCGUUCGAGAGUGUCCCGGGAAACUGAAAAUAACAGGAUGACAGGAUCAGUCCAUUACAUAGAUAAUAAAGUACAUGAAAAAAAAUGAUAAAAUACGCGCUUCUGAUUGGCUGAAAACAACUGCAUUCUCAUGUAACACGGGUGCAAAGUUGUAACGCAAGUGCAAAUUACAAAUAGCACGCGCUCGCUCUGAAAGUUUUGUCUGUUUUCCCUUCUGUGAUUUUUUUAUUGUAAAUUAUUGACAAGUAAUAUAAUUAUUUCUCUUGCAAUUUGAUGUAAUUAACAAUUGUAAAUUUUUAGACUGCAAUUUUGCCGUCUUUGGAAAAUUUACUCGUGCUUAUGGACACCAUGCAAACUGCACACGAAAUCAUGUUAUCAUCUAUACUAAUAAAUUCCUGACAGUAUCUAUGAAUAUCUAUGAUGAUAAUUACCCUACAAGAUGGCAAGAUAAAAAAUUUUAUACAUUCAUCUCAUCAUUUUUUUCCUGAAACAGACGCUCACGACAAAACGUUUAUGGAAGUAGACUCCAGUAAAUGCACCUCUGGCGGCUGUGAUCCCAAAGCCUUCUGCGCUUGCGGUACAGUCAGUGCAGAGUACCAGUGCGUCUGCAGACAAGGAUAUCGUGGUGCGGGCCUUGCAAAUGGCGAAGGCUGCUCUCGUAAGUUCCUCUUAAUUAAUUAUCUUGAGGACGAUCAUUAUCAUCGUCGUUUUAUUGAUAAUGUUAUUGUUACUGCUGUAUUUGUUGUUAUCGUUUUUUCUUUGGACUUAUGUAUUUCCUGUUUUGAGCUAGAUCGUUCGACCUUAUCAAACUUUGAUAAUUUGGUUUUUAUGCGUCCUCGCUGUUACAACUGAUUCCCCAUAGUUCUUGUUUUAUUGUUUUUUCAACAAUUGAGUUAGGUUCCCAGUAGUCGCCUCCCCAAUUUUUGUUUUGUUUUUUUUUUUUUUUUUUUUUUUUUUGAUUGGUAGAAAUGCCUGACUUUUAACAGAUCUUCUGGUUACUCUCCUUCUCCAUUAUGGAUAAUAUCUCACAAAACUGAUGGUUGAAUUAAGUCUCUAAUGAACCGCAAAGAAUGAUUAACUUAUUCAGUUCUACAGUAAUCAUGAUAAGCAUCACACAAAAGGCAGUGUUCAAAUUUGUCUAGUAAUGGAUUGGUACAUAACCAAACGCGAAGAAAAAGAAAUCCAAAAUUCACUCCAUCUAGUAUUGAUUGUUAAAAUUGUGAGAUUGUUUUCCUUCUUCUAACAAACUGGUAUGAAAGGCAUCUUCUUCAAAAUAUUAUUUCAGCAUGAAAUGUUACUUGUUCCAAAGCAAACAAGCAUGAAUUAAUAAAAGCAUUUUUUUUCUGAAAAUGAGUGCUCUUCUUUUCAGCUUGUCUACGUGGAACUUACAAACAGUGGGCUACUCCGAGUGAGUGUAUUGCGUGUCCAGAACAUUCUACGACAGAUGCAGAAGGAAGCAUACUGAAAAGUCAAUGCAAAUGUCACGAUGGGUACGAAGGCGACCCCUCGAGAGACAUCGCUUGUACAGGUAACGAUAACUCAUUGAAAAAGGAACGAACACGUCUUAGCCUUAAAAAAAAAGCACAGAUUUGCGAUCUGAUCACUACACAAAAGUGUGCCCAAUAGAACACAGCGGUCAAACGUCGGGCACACGCGAGGGGAUCAGUUCUGUACCCCGUGCUCUAAUUUUCCGCGCUGAAUUUCAAAGGAAAACUGCUGUCUUGCAAAGCAAGCGAAAGCAAAGUAAAACCUGCUUAGAAUUAUUUAAAAGGAAACAAACGUGGACGAAAGGAAAACUGGAGACUUUUCGAACCCAAAGCUCAUUCAACUGCGAGUAUCCUGUUGUUACUAUUCUGUUUUGAGCUUCACUGAAUAAGUUCUACGCAUCUUAACACCAUAAUUUAUCGGCUUGUGUGCUUCUUUGUAACUCGUGUGAGACAACUUGGUUCUGACAGUGGCUAAAGGGGAGGGGUGGGGGGCAGCAAAAAAUACUGAGAAAUGGUAGGAAAUCCAUCCGUAGGGGGGGGGGGACAGGGUCUUUUUGAAUGUUCACCCCUUUCAGUAUCAUUUUCCAUAAUAGAUGGAGCUCUAUUUUCCAUAACUUACGGACGCAAUAUUUCUUUUUAUCAGUCUCUGCAAGAAAAGCAGACCUUUUAAAGUUCUCUGUUGCCUACUCACCGGAGAAAUAGUUUACUAUGAAGGAGUUCAAGGAGUAUCAUUUCCGCAAAGUAUUAGAGCUCCUAAUACUUCUAUUUCUGUCCAUUUUAGCCGUUAAGUGCGAGGAGCUCCUAGCACCUCCGAAUGGCGGUUUCCUUGCAGCAUGCGACGUAGUUUAUAACAGUGUGUGUGAAUUCCAGUGCGAUUCUGGGUACAAUCUUGUUGGGUCGAGCUUACGAAGAUGUCAGAGUAAUAAAGAAUGGAGUGGAAUAGCAGUGCAGUGUGAAGGUCAGUGGACUCUUGACUCUCAUAAACUCACGUGAUCCAUUCACUAAAAUAAGCAAGCAACGUUACUGACUUGUUUUAUUUUUCCUUUCUAUUUCUUUCCAGUUAUCACUUGCGCAGUUUUGCCAACACUAAACCACGGUACCAAAACAUGUUCUGGCAAAGGAUAUGAAUACGGAGAUACUUGUACUUUCAGUUGCGAUGAGGGGUAUGAACGCAAAGGAAGCGCAACUAGAACCUGUCAGGCUGAUUCCCAAUGGUCUGGAAGCGCAACGUCUUGUGAAGGUUUGUCAAAUUAAUCUCCACCCGAGGAAGUGGAAAUAGGAGCAAACCAGGCAGAGAUAUGUUAGGAAGGGUGACUGAGAAGUAUAAAGGCUGCAUAUGUGCAGUCACAUGGUAAAUCAAGUCAAACCCUGUGAAAGUAACAGAAAGUAACGGACGCGUGCGUUAAAAAGUAUUACGACGUCGUUAGCGCCACGUAAAUAUUAGCUCCUGGAUGCCACAUACCCUGAGGCUUUCUUAACACCCCAAGAUUGAUUUCUAUCUUCGUCUUAUUCGCUGAGAUUUGGGUGGAAGUCGAUCAAUGGGUCUCAGAGAUUUUUUUCAUAGCACGGUUGGGAUGUGAGGAUUGGCUACAAAAUUACAUUAAACACAUGUUUAAUUUUUUUUUUUCAUCAAAUGUGAAGCUCGUAAGUGCCCAGCUCUUCGUCAGUUAGCUUUUGGAACCAUUGAACCCGUGGAUUGCGUAACGACACCGCAGCCUUAUCAACGAGGAUGUACCAUGGCGUGUGUUUCCGGCUACACCAUAAAGGGAGACAGCAACUUGCAAUGUGGGUCAGAUGGUAAUUGGGUUGGAACUUUCCCCAUCUGUGAAGGUAUUUUGGAUCUUAUGUAUAUCUGGUAUGGGACGAGUAAGGUACGAAAGGGGUUGUUGAGGGUAAUGUAGCUAUUAUCCAUGCUACUUUAGUUCUACAGUUGAUGCUCUCUUUUAAAAGAAACUAACGCAAGUUUUCAAAUAAAUUGUAGGCUUUGCUUCUACAAAAUAAAUCAUUGAUGAAAUUAAGAGAUCCUCGCAGCUAAGAACACUACUGAAACGAGUAGUUGUAAAUAGGACCUGAAAAAAAAUUCAGGCCCGUACGGGAUUUGAACCCAUGACCUCUGGGAUACCGGUGCAGCGCUCUACCAAUUGAGCUAACAAGCCAACUGUCAUGGGUUCAAAUCCCGUACGGGCCUGAAUUUUUUUCAGGUCCUAUUUACAACUACUCGUUUCAGUAGUGUUCUUAGCUGCGAGGAUCUCUUAAUUUCAUCUCUCCACCGCAGUGCAAAUAUAUGAAUUUAAAUUAAUCAUUGUUAUAACUUACCGUGCUUUUUGCUAUGCUGCAAAACAUCGCCUUCAUCGGAUGUGUCUCAUGCUUUGCGUAUGUCUAGUAUUUGGCCUUCUUAUCCUCAAUCGUUGUUCAUUUGUUCUUGUCCAGUUGAUGAUUUCAAUUCUCGCCCAUUUUUGUUUGACAGUUUAGCAGCCUUUCAAGCCCUAACGUAGCUGCCAUUGCAUAUUGUUUCUAUUAUAGAUCUGCAACCACCAUCCAUCACCUGUCCACCCAACGUGAAUAACGGCACGGACCCCGAGCGGGCGACACGGAGCAUAAUCUGGAGUGAUCCUGUUGUCAGUGAUAAUGCAGAGUUGCACGAUCCGAAUGCUGCUCCAACAGUUACUAGAUCGCCUGACAUCAUAUCCCCGUACGACUUUCCCAUUGGCACCACUCGCAUUACAUAUACUGCAACGGACAAAGCCGGCCUAACCCAGUCAUGCGUCUACACAGUAACUGUCUUGGGUUAGUCAUCAACAACCAUCAAACGAGAAUUCUCAUUUCCUCUGUGUAUAUGUCCAUACAUAUUCUGAUGACGCUUGGUGCGUCUCAUGUUGAUGUUCCACAAAUGUUUAAUCCCUUAUUCCAAGUAUCACCAGUCUUGAUGUUCCACAAAUUUUUUACCUUGUUAUUCAUCUUCCGUUCAUUCAUUUCCAAAUGUUUGUAUUUGGCUAGUUAUUGAUCAAUGCAAUUGUUUAUUAACGUCUUCAUUCAUUUCUUUAUUUGUUGAUUGACUUUUUCAAUUAUUUUAUUCAUCUAUUCAUUAACUUUUUCUAACUUAGAUAACGAGCCUCCUGCAAUCUAUUGCCCGCAAAACAUGGAGGUCAAAAAGAAGAGUGACACACCAGCUAUAAAGGUCUAUUGGCCACCACCGACAUACCGAGACAAUUCCGGACAGGCCGUCACCAUCUUUACAGAGUCCAUCAAUGGCUCGGAUUUUAGAACCGGUUCUCAUCCGAUCACGUACACAGCAACAGACCAAAAUAACAAUAAAGGAUCGUGCACGUUUAUUAUUGUCAUUUCCUGUAAGUUUGAAUUUUGUUUUGUGUACAGCUUUUAUACCGCUUCGAGAAAGAUUGUCAGAAAACAAGCGUGAGAGUGCCUAGGAUAAUCCCGGAAGGUAUUGAGGGUACUUUUCAGGUCACGGUUCCCUGACUUCAGGAUUUCAGGGAAAUCUUAGGAAACCAUACCAUAUUAAAGAGACUUCGCGGGUUUUGAUGAAUUUAUUCAUGUACUUAUUUAUUUAUUUAAUUAUGAAAAUUAAUUGAUUACCGGAUACCCAGAUUACCUCUCGAUAUUGUCGAGCGUAAUUCAUGUCCUUUCUCGAAACAUAUGGAUAAAGGGGGUAAAUUUCUAGAGAAACUGUGGUGCUGCGUCAGUGGGAGAGAAUAACAGGGUAAUUAAAUAUUAUCACUGAAUUGAUAUUGUGAAUUGGCCACCGUGAAGAGUUUUAUAGUUGACGUUUCAAGCGAUAGCCCUUCAUCAGUUGUAGCAGCGAUUCCUUUGUAUGAUUAUGCAUAUAACAGGUCCACUUUCAAAUAAUUAAUGCAAGACAGUGAUCGUUAAAAUGUAAGUAAAACCUAAGGAAAUUGUUAAUGAGGAAUGGGGAGGGGGUGUGGUUUAGGGUACUCGGCCGGUGAGAAGUUAUUAUCCCUGCUGUAGAAGAAAUCAUAUGAUCUAGUCAUUUGCAAAUUACUUGAGAAGAUAAAAAUUAAUUUUUCAAUCGACGUUUUUGUUGGAGUUGCCAUCCUUACAGCUUAAGGUACACGAAGUUGAAAGCAAACGGAGGCGGAACCAGCCUUCGCGAAUAAAAGCUAAAUAAAUGCAAUACAAACCAGCAGGAAUCCAAACCCUCCAAACUGCCACUAAAUUUAAAAAUUUGGAGUAGCUAUCAUAAAAAGUUCAUGGCGUUAAAGCAAAUAACAUUCGAUCUUAAUCAUUUCAAACUUUUCAAUACUUUUCGCAUCUUGAGACUCUCCUCAAAGAACAUCGCAUUAAAUUUUGAAAUAACUACAUCUUCUCUUGUUCGUAGCUGUGAAAUGCAAGCCCUACGAUCCACCAAUCAAUGGCCUAAUUUCCUGUGCUCAGUCUGAUAUCUUUGGAGGAGAAGCGUGCACACCCCAAUGUAGCAGCACAAAAGAAUUUGCCCGAAUCCCGGCUGUUUUCUACAUCUGUCAAAGUAGUGGCAAUUGGUUUAUCUGGGAUUCCCGUCCCACUGUAUCCUUGGAAAUGCCGUGGCCUGACUGCACGGGUACGUCGACUGACAUUAUUUGUGAAAAAAAUUCUUCAGUUUACGCUGAAACUCAUUUGAAAAAAUCACAGGCAGCGAACAAUUAAAGAGCAUGCACGCGGUAGUCACCAAAAGUGACAAUCAGAUAAUUUAAUGAAAGCUAUGUAAAUUAACCAAUGCGAAACAGAUGAGGUGAAAGUUCAAUCCUUAAAAAUUAUACUCGUUUCAUUGAAUCUUUGCUCUUAUAACCGCCAUGGGCGAAAGCCCACCAUGAUGACAGCAGAUGCAUUCUAUUUCAAACCAAAUAGGAAAAUCAAAAAACCAACUAAGGAACACAUAACGCAGCAAGAAACGGAACUAAACGAACUACGGAACGAAUGUGAAAAGGAACGGUAAAAGAAAAAAUAAAUUGGUGCAAAAAACCACCACAACUGAGCACUUGAGUGUCGCAAAACCUAACCCAGAGAACCCCAACGAAUUGAACUUGCUUUUAAGGACAAAGCUCAGUAACUGUAGACGGCUGCCGUACAAAAGUUACAUAAAACGCAGUGAAUUGACCAAAAACUCCUGUAAGUUGAAGAACUUAAUACAAACAUCAACAAAGGGGUGAUUAGAAGAUGCAAAUUUAGAUGAAGUCAUUGUCAUUCUUUUAAAUAUUUACACAAAAAGAGAUUCAGGAAGGCAUUCACAAGUUCACAACUUUUUCUUGUAAAAACCCUCAGACUGAAAACGUUUAUUUUAUUUUUCAGAGGAGUAUGUUCCAGGUGCUGCACGCAAAGGCAUGGAGUGGCAAUACUUUGUCGGAGACUGCUCAGAUCCCGCGGUACAGCAACAAGCUAAAGAAAAUUUCAUAAAAGGAUUUAAUGAAGUGUUCGCUCCAGGUGACCCUAACUACUGUCAAAGGGAACAAAUAUGCACCUUGGAAAAUAUCAAAAUUACUUGUGGAAAGGUUCAGAGGAGAAAGCGAAGAAAUGCACAAGUAAGCAAAUUAUUUCUUUACCGCCAGUUCGAACCACUUAAAACAUACAUUAUAAUACUAUACAUAAUACGCAUCGCCAUUGAUUUUCGUGCCUAUGAGUUAGAUUUUUUUUUUUGGAGUCUAAGCGUCCUAUGGAGAUUUUAAUAGGGAAACUCUGGCCAUGGUAUGGAAGCUUUGCAGAAGCGACUGCUACAAUUAAAAGUCGAUCAACUCAAUGCAAACAUUUCCUACUAUGUGUUUAUUGAUUCGAGUGCUUCUACGAUCUGUUUUUACAUCAUGGAAUUUCUUACCGAAUUGGUUUAAGUGUCUAACUUAUCUCGUCAUUGUUUUAGGCCGUCCUAACCAUCGAACUCGAUGUUGAGGUUGUUACGCAGAACAACGAUUUCGACAAGGCCAAGUCCGAUUUGGAGGGUAACGUAACAAACGCGAAGAACGCUAAUUCAAUGAAGACAAUUCAGGUUAAUUCCCAGACAAUGACGUUGAAGACUGUGACGGAAACCCCCACAACUGGAGUCUGCGUCGACGGAGGCGUGUUUGGUCUCAAUCAAGGCUUCCUCCACAAAGAAAAAUGUCGUAAGUAGUCUAUAAUCUGUGUACUUCUUCACAGAUUAUUCACAGUUUUCACUCUUUCUCUUUUCCUUUUUUUAAACUUUAUCGAUCCAGAUGCAAACAAACCCUGAAACCCAUCUUCGUGAAAAGAGGCGAAUCUGAAUAAUCUUCAUGACAUAAUUCUUUUUUGGUGUUAAAUGUUCUGUUUGCCGGUCGAUAUCGGCACGAGAGCAGUGUAUAGGAGGGAAGGGAGGGGAAGGGGGGUGUUCCACUUCUUAAUAUUUUAGCAUCGCUCCGACGGCAUUACUCAGAUAUUGCACUGCAUGAGACAAGAUCGCUAAUCUAAAUAUAUGUGGUUGUCUUUCUCCUAGAAAACUGCCCGUCUGGCACAUACUAUGACGUUAACUUUAAAAACUGCUCAGAUUGUCCACUUGACACAUACAACACAUACACUGGUCAGGUGGGCGAGUGCAGGGUUUGUCCUACGAAGACUUAUACCCUUGCUGUUGGGAGUAAAAAUAUCUCUCAAUGUUUAGGUGAGUAUAAAAAAACUCCUUUACAGAGUUCAAUCUAAAAUGUCACGAAAAAGAUCACAUUUUGUAAUACUCCUUCUCGCUUCUUGCCAUGGAAACUGGGAUAGGUACCAGCUGCAUGGGUCACUUGCUUCAAGUAACGUAUAGACAAGUAGUUAUUUCAAAACUUUUAAGAAAAUUGAUUAUCUUUUACUGUAGCCGCUUGUCAACCUGGAGAGUUCUCACCCACUGGCCUCGCCAACUGUGCACAAUGCCCCUUAAAUACUUACCAGUCUCUUCUGCGACAGACGUCGUGCAUUGCCUGUCCAGGAUCAUCAGUCACUUUGGGAUUUGGUACCAACUCAAUCAGUGGAUGCGGAAGUAAUUCUCUGUUUUAGUUUUGAUGUUGUUGGUUUUUUUUUCUGUUUGUAUGUUUGUUUUUUGUGUAUGCGUGUUUUUCUCUUUACGUCGUUUAUUUUCUUCUUGUUUUGUACUCAUUCAUACGUCCAUUUUUUAAUCGAGAAGACAAAAAAUUUUACAGUUGUAAUCAUCAUCAUCGUUGACAUUACGAUCCGUAUUCAUUUUCAUUACCAAUUCACCAUCAUCCGGUAUCGUCACUUCCAUUAUAAUUAUUAUCAUCACGAUUGUUUUUAUCGUUUUUAUCAUCGUUAUUGUAAUUAUUCUUGUUAGUGUUGUAUUUUCAUGUGAGUUGUUCUCGUAGUUUUUUCCUAUCGUUUUUACCGACGUCCUCGUUAGAUGUUAUUGUUGUUAUUCUUGAGAUGUUCCUGAUUUCCUGGAUCAAGAUAUGCUAAUGAAGGUUCUAUCAAGAUGAAAAAGGUGGUGCGGUUAUUUCGAGCAGGAAACCAUCUUCCUACAAUGGAAUCACUAGAAACAAAAUCAGUAAUCCCGAAGACUAGCGUGCUUUCUCAAGAUUAAAGAGAGAGAUGCCAUCCAAUAUUGUUUCCAACGCCCAUCAACAGGGUACCUUUAAAGAAUCACUCACGUUUCAUUAUCAAUUUCAGUGCCGUGUGCUCCUGGAACAUAUUCUCAGACCGGUGUUGAACCCUGCUUACCAUGUGCUCAAGGGACUUAUCAACCCGAAAGAAAGCAAACUAAGUGCUCAUCAUGUGACAACAAAUCAACUUAUGGUCAAGGUGCUUCAUCACCGAGCCAGUGUAUCGGUGAGUGGCAUGAUCUCUUGCAAACCACUAUAGACUGCUGAUAGAAUUGACUUUCCAUGAUUUCUGAAUUGUGUCUUGUGCUGUGGAAGAUACUUCUGUUGCAUUGUAAGGAGAUGUUAUUUAUCUUACUUAUCUCGAGAGAAUAGCCGUAAUCAAUUUUAGAACAAAUAUGUAAUUUAUCCAACUCACUAACAUCACUUCACAUGACAGCGAUUUUGAGCUGUGCGUCCAGUCCAUGCAACAACGAUGCUACGUGCGUUGAAGUGGCCCAGGGAUACAAAUGCAAUUGCAAACCAGGGUUUACCGGAGCAAAUUGCGAUAUCGAAGAGGAUGAAUGUGUCUCAAGUCCGUGUGCUAAAGGAUCUACUUGCGUUGACAAGGUAGGUGAUCAAGCCUUUGAUGUUCUAUAGUACAUGUCAUCUUCCUUAUUGCUUUCUGUUUGGAUGUUAAAGAACGAUGAUAAAGGUACGCAUGCGAAAGACGAGUAUCUAAAGUUAUGACCUAUAGAGAGCGAAAGUGGAUGAAUUAAUAUUGACGAUUCAGGUAACAUAUAAUAAGUACGUAUUCUGAGAUGUAAGGGUGCAAGGCUAUCUUAGCAUCAGGCCUUUCCUUCCCAAGAAGAAAAGUGGGUAACAAUUAUAUUCGGUAUAGCCCAGCUUUACCUCUGUGAAAAGAGAAAGAAGAAAAAGAAAAAAAAAGUCUUAAGGGUACUUAUCUUUAGUUUACACUUCUUGGAACCGUUGUACGCUAAUUUAACUUCAGCUUCUUACCUCUCUGUGCGAUGUGUAUUAUGUUUAUAACUGAGGUCGAUGGUGAUUCGACGGCCAUCGAUCCUUUUUGUGACAAACCUAAAUGCUAAAUGUGCAACUUAUCAACCAAUUUUUCUCACAGAUAAAUGGGUAUGAGUGUUUGUGUCCUCCUGACUACACUGGAGCUCAUUGUGACGUCAAACAGAGUAGCUGUGACAGUAGCAAAUGCGCCUCUGGUUCACAGUGCGUCAAUUCCCCAGAUGGACACGAAUGUGUCUGCCCAGAUGGAUACGAAGGACAAUUCUGUGAGACAAAAAUCAAUGUACGUCAAAAAAGACAAAAGAAAGCAGUAUGGUAACACCAGUGACUGCAAAGAUGUGUGCGUCCGUAUUGAAGAAUAUUAUGACAAAUUUAGCAAAUAAUUUGUGGAAAACUAAGAGAAUUAUAAGGGCUUACUACCUUUUCUCGGGAGGUUCGAAACGUCAAUGCUGUGCAAAAGAAAAAAAACGUGCCUCGUCGCCUUUAGCUAGGCCAGCCUUAAAUUCACUUUUUUGGAGAAUAUUCAGUUCGCUCUGUUGAUCCUAACAUCGAAAAAUAAUCACGCCAUCUACUAGCAUGCAUUACUUCAUGAUGUAUUUUAUAUCCUUAGCCGGCGGGAAUCACUUAAUUGGCUCUACAACAAGGAACAUGAAAACGUAGGCAAGACCACUUUACUGCAAAUGAGGCACUGACAUCGAAUUAAUAAAGUUAGAUAAAUAUUUGAUAAAUUGUUUCCAACAAUGACGAACAAUCCCUAACAAAUUAGUCUCUGGGACCAUACGAGAUUUUUUUCUAGUCGAUCACGGCUUGGUUCAUUUUUCUUCUUUUGUUACAUAGGAUAUUUCAUUAACAAAAAUAUAGCCAGAUAUUGACUGGUACUCUUUUGUUUCCACGUCCAAGGAGUGCAAAGCAGCACCAUGUAAGAAUGGUGGAACUUGUUUGAGCAAGACCUCCGCAUUCCAAUGCACCUGCCCCUCAGGCUUCAGUGGAAAUCUAUGCGAAAAGAAAGACAAUGGCUGUCUUCCAGACUCUUGCUUGAAUGGCGGGACUUGCAAGGAAACCAGCUAUGGUCCAGAAUGCACCUGUUUGGCAGGUUUUGCAGGCACAAAAUGCGAAAUUAAUAUUAAUGAGUGUUCAAGCUCACCAUGCCAGAACAACGGACACUGUGUUGAUCAAACAAAUGGUUACAAGUGUUACUGCAAACCUUCCUUCAAGGGAUCUAACUGCGAGACAGGUAUUUGAAGGGAUAACGCCAGGGCUUUCAAAAUUGAAGGAGUUUUUUUUUUUUUUUCAUCAUUUAUAAAUUUGCGAAAAGGUUUCCACCAGAAUUCAAAACUUUCUUUUGACACGGCUAUUACCUGCUUUCUUUUUUUUUUUUACUUAAUUUUCUUAUGUUUUACUAAUAAAUUAGUUUUCAGUAGAAAAUAGCUUACCAGGAACAUGCCUCAAUUGGUGAACCAGAUAUUUAAGUCGCUCCGAAAGAACACUUUGCUUUACUUUAGUUCUUGAAUUAGCUUUGCACCUCACAUAAAUCAUUCGUUAUUUUACUUUGGCUCUAGCGACUUCUACAAAAGCAUAAAUGUUAAAACCUGUUUAAGAUACAUUAGCAUAUUUUUCUCACAAAAAGCAUUUUUUUCAAGAAAUUUCCACUGACUUUGACAUGGAGUUCGAUAGAAAACUGGGUCGUGGAUUAGCUAUCGUGGAAAUGCGUCAGGAAUUGAGAGCGUUUUCUGUCGCUUUCUGGAUGAAAGUUGCCAACAGUGAGGUUAAUCCUGGAACACCUUUAUCAUAUGCUGUCAAAGUGGGAGGUAUGAUAAUAUUUCCUAUUUGCUGAUCAUAAACAAUUAUUAGAUGAGUUUUUUGUGAUAUCGAGGGAUCUCUACGAAAGCAUGAAAGUUGAAACCAGUUCAAGAUACAUGAGCAUAUUUUUCUCGGUAAGGGUUAUCAGGGUUCUCAGCCGAAGCUGAAGGCUUCAGCUGAUAACCUCUACCUCCACCUUGAUUAUUCAGAAUAUCACAAAAACCGAAUCUAAUAAUUAUCUUACCAUGUACUGAACGAAAAAAAAAAAUGGUCACAACAGUAAGUGGAACAGAUAAUUUAUUUCUAAACGUGUAAAAAAUAUACAAAUUAGCAAGCAACACAAAGCGCGCGAACUUGACAUGAUUACCCUUAGAAAUCAUGCACUGCGGUCAUACAUGAUAUAGCUACCCUUGACCUUGAGUGUCCUCGACAUGAUUAUUGUAUAAUCUGCAGAUAGAUGACUUCCCAGGCGCUUAUUGCGAAAAUUCACUAUACGCUUCGGCUAAUCAGAAAAGAGCUAUUGAGUUGAAUGUACAAAAAUCAAGCUUGUCAAAGCACCUUUUAAUUAAAUUUCGAAAGUAAUCUGGAAUUCUUUUAGUUUUUAUAUACUUCGCUCUGUGAUUGGUAAAAACUCGCACCACUCUCUCAACUGGUCAGAUGCAAAACUAAAAACCACGACUUUGAGUCGAUUGGGUCAGUUUUAGUUUUAGUUCUCAUUGGUUCUUAAAGGUAUUUCCUUUCUUUUGAUUGGCCGUUUCGUUUACUUUGAUUGUGGUUUUACGACACUCAAUCAAAAAGCGCCCUGUUAAGUAUUUACAAAACUUCACAGCAAAUGCAACUGCAAAUCCAGGCAAGAACCGUGCACUUUGGAAUACAUCAACCUUGCAAAUCAAGCUUAACUACCGAGAGUCUUAUCUUCAGAUACGUUCAGAAGCGAGUUUUAAGGAUCACUUAACCAGAGGCGUCGCAUAGAAAAGCGCUAGAAGAUGUAAAUCUGAAAACACCUUUAGAUAAGCGGGAAGAAUUAUGCGCAAAUCUGUUCAAUCAGAUCAAAGAGAGUGAUGGCAAGCAUAAACUAGCCGACCUGCUACCUGCGCACAAUAAUGCCUCUCAGUACAAAUUAAGGAAUAACCGAAUGUUUGCUACGCCCGGUAUCAAAACCAAAAGGUUUCAAAAUUCCUUCAUAAUGCACUAUUCAGCGAAAGAGCAAAUGUAAAUUUAAGUAGGUUUAUAUUUAGGUUUUAUUAUUAUACGAUUUAUAUCUUUUGUAAUUGUAUGCUUUUUAAAUUAUUGUAAAUUAUGUAUAUUGCACGAGUAAUUCAGCUAUUAGCUACUAGUUGUGAUUUUAAUAAUGAUGAUGAUAAACGAUCUUCGAUUAGGUAGCUAGCUUCACGUCGCUUAUUUUUAAAGUAAAUCAGGUCUGAACAAGAAAAAGUCCAUCAUACAACGUCCUUAAAUCAUAUAUUUUGCGAAUUUUUUUUAGAGAAAGUUGAGGAGAAUGCUCUUGUCAUUCAUGACUAUAAUGGGUUUAACAUUUGGGUGAACGGUGAGAAAGCUUCCACGAAUGUAGCAGCAAAUGACGAUAAAUGGCAUCAUAUGGUAAUGACCUGGGAAAGUUCAACGGGGACAUGGAAAGUGUACAAGGAUGGAAGCCUCGUCAGACAAAGUGAUCCGGCUGAGCCUUUUCAGAAGGGACAGGUUAGUCGUGUAAUUACACCGACCCGAGAGAUACAACAGAUAUUGCCUACUUGCUUCUUCUGUUACAAAUAAAACAAUCCAUAAUAAUGCAAAAGAGUUGUUGAGGUACUUAUUAUGAUCACUCGUUCUUUCUUAUCAUUCGCGCGGCUUUGAUUACCUCUUACAUCUCUUUGGUGUUUUCCACCCUGAAAAAUAUUUAAGAAGGCUAGUAUGAAGGGAGGGAAUGACAAUUCUUUUAAGGAAACAUGGUAAAUCAUCUAAAUGCUUUAACCAAAUUAUCUCAAAGGCUUGGCAAAAUAAUUGUACCUGAUGUAACUUCUGGGUUUUUUUUUGUUUUCCAGGUUAUCGCAGCAGGAGGGUCUUUUGUUCUUGGACAAGAACAAGACGCUGUGGCAGCCAACUUUAGUGCUAAUGAAGCUUUUAUCGGCAAAAUGAGUCAGAUGAACGUUUGGAGUUAUGAACUCACGGCCGGAGAUAUUGCAGACAUGGCACGACACGCUGAAAGCCUCCUUGGAAAUGUCGUUGGAUGGCCCGAUUUCUUUGAUGUGGCCAAUAGCGGUAUUAAGAAGAUUCAACCGUCCGUAGCACGAACUGGUACGUGCAAUUAACACUCUCGUUCGCAAACAUUUAUUAUCAAUUAUUCAAUCUAUUACCUUUUGUCGAAAUCAUGCAAAUUGGAGCAAAACACUAUGUUAUCGGCAUUAGGUUUGCAUUGAUGCAGAAUAUCUGCUACAUUAAUCAGAAUUUCAGGGAGAUCAUUUCGCUUCACUUCAUUUCAUUAACAACAAAAACUGUUGGUAAUUGAGUCAGUAAAUGAGGAGGAAUAAUUUGAUUAAUCCAAACCAAAUCGUUAAAAAAUAUUCCCCCAAACCCAUGUACCGAGGUGCUGCUUGGUUGAGGGUAUAACAUUGAUUAAAUAUUUAACGAUUACAUGUAUUUGUUAUUAUCAUUAUAAUUAUCAAUAUUACUAGUGUUGUUGUUAAUAUUAUUGUUAUAGUUAGUUAUUUGUUUUCGUUUUCGAAUUGUAGAUAACAAAUGCUGGACUGCGUGGCUAAACAAUGACUUACCCACCACUGGUGCAGGGGACACGGAGACUCGUGCAGGUGCAUGUGCGGGACCCGGUCUAUUUGAUUGUCAGGAUAUCGAUGGAAGAUCAAUGCCAGACCUUGAAUUGAAUUUGACAAGUACUUGCUCAGAUAGUGGUAUCACGUGUUUGAAUAGCGAUCAAAGAACUGGACGCAGCUGUCCUGACUUUAAAGUUCGAUAUGUCUGCACGUGCCCAGGUAAAGAGUUUAAUUUGUAUUCCACGUUUUAGAAUUUUUUCUUGUUUAUUCGGAGAGCAUUAGUAAUGUCUUACUGCUAAACACGGACAUAUGUCCAGAGACGCAUGCGGUGACGAAAACAGCGAAAAUUCUUCAAUCCAAUCUGCCGAGCUGAAUUCGCUCAGGCGAAUUUGACUGAAAAUUGGCCAAAAUUGUCAAAUAUAUGAAAAUUCAAUCGCUUCGACGAACUUUCGUCAAAUCUGCCAUUUUCGUUACUGCGUGCAUUUCUGAACAUAAGUGGAGGAGAUGUUUCCAAAAAUGGAUAUGUCAUCAAAUCUGCCAUUUUCAUUACUGCGUGCAAUCUUGACAUAAGUGUAACUACACAUAAUCUAGCUAUAAUUCGCAUUGUAAAUCAAGAGCUUGUAAUCGAUUAUUAGAGCCGCCUCGCAAACACAGAACGAGGAAAAAGCAAGAUAUGCCUUUUUGCUUUGUGUUUCUUACUAAUCUAAAGAUUAUAAUUCAGCAUGAUAAUCUACAACAUAGAGCAAACUAACCGAAAAGUUUCCAAACAAACAGCGAAUAGUGCCUGCAACAGCAAUCCAUGUGGAGCUCACGGGACAUGUGAGACUCUUCCAGUUGGAUAUAAAUGCAAAUGUCAAGCAGGAUAUGAGGGUCGCCAUUGUGAAACAGGUAUGAAAGGUUAUAGAGGUGACUUAUAUUCCUCACCCUCUUCUCAAUAACACACAUUGUUUCUUUCUUAAAUUACCUUAAUUCAAUUCUGGUCAGAGCCAGAGACCUUUGCAUUUAAAUUCGUCUCCGUUCGGGCUGUAACUAACAUGCAGAAGUUAGAGAGUGAAACAUGCAUAAAAAAGGAAGGAGAAGGGACAAGAAAACACAAGCUUAUGAUUGCAUCCACGUGAGGGAUGAAACGUGUUUAAGUCGCAUUCCAAGUACACAAAGCCUGAGAGCUAAAAAUUCUGCUAAGCCUACAAAAAAAAUAGGAAAGGCGUGUGAGCAAUCGAAGGUUUAUAAACGCAGGUAUAGUAUUCCAAAAGAUAUUGUCUCGACCCUCGGACUUUCGUUUUUAAUAGUCAUUUUUUUGGUAAGGGAUGAAUUCGAAGUUUUUUAGCUGACUUAAUACUAAAGCUUCUUCAAGACUUACCUUUCUGCUUGAACAACAACUGUGUUUUAAUAAUUGAUUGGCAGCUCUAAAAUGUCCAUGUCCCGGAAAAAUUGCACAUGGCAAGUACAGUGGUAGCCGAGUUUUGGGCAGUAAAAUGACCAUCCAUUGCGAUAAUGGAUACAAGGCAAGUGGAACGGCAACGCUGAACUGUGUUGGUGGAAAAUGGGAUGCUCUUGUCCCACAAUGCAUAGGUGAGAAUAUAUACAUGACUGAAAAGAAAUGAAGUCAUCGUGACAUUUAACUCGUACUACUACUGGUGGCUAUCGGAGAUCUGAUGCGCCGAGAUUAUAAUCUCUUGGAUGGACUCAAGAGGCUUUAAUCAAAGCCAGCGUCUGCGAAUGCAGUCUUUAAAGAAAAGACUAUUUGUGGACAAGAACUUUAGAUAAAAAUGCUCCUUUUGCUUCCUCCACAGACAUUGAUGAAUGCUCCACCGGACAGGCAAACUGCGGGCAAGAGUGCGUAAACACGUUAGGAAGUUACAAAUGCAGGUGCAAUGCGGGAUAUUCACUUAAUCAAGACGGAAGCUGUUCAGGUAGAAAUAUUUUAAAAGAAGUCGCUGUUAGAAUGGAAAUUAUGAUAGAUUGAAAGAACAAAAAAAAAAAAACAGGACGAAGAAAAAGUACUACAAUUUUUCCCAACCUAAGAUCUUCUCUCAGUCACGCAUGAGUUUUGUCAAAGGUGUUAGCAUUAACUGGAUUUUGAAAAUCGAGUAAAGUAAAGACUAAUUUUACGCAUUUUUUAGCAAAAACACAUGUUGCCCGCAUCAAGAUACACUCACUAACAUACACUUUCAUUAAACAUAUUAAGUUUGAUUCUUUGAAUGUUUUCUAUUUUUUUCUCGCGGUCUUUGUCUCUUAAUAGUUAAAUACUCGCUCGUUCCUCAAGGGGGCAAAUCAGUUAUAAACAUUAUUUUUUUCCGUAAAACUUUACUUAAACCAGUUUCACAGCAACAAUCACCCAAGCAGACUUGACAGACCAUUGUGUUAUUCUAAGAAUCAAGGAGACUAAUAGGAUGUAGUUGUAUGAAAUUGAAUUUAACUCUCCUUCAUAUUAACGUUUAUCAAUCAGAUAUAAACGAGUGCAAUUCCAAUAAUGGAAACUGCCAGCAGAGCUGUCAUAACAGUGUCGGUAGCUACCGCUGUACAUGUGGAUCUGGGUACAGUUUAAUGGCGGACAGUAGAUCAUGCGCAGGUAAAGCAUAUGCAUAACCAAAUAAUACUCAAACAAUUUUUUAAUAAAUGAUCCAAAUUCAAAAAGCUCUUACUCUAGGCUUCUCUAACUGAAGCUAUGCCAUCCGUGCAUUCCUUCGAGCCAUCGUGAUAGUGGGAAGAUUAUCAUUAAACAUGACGAUUUGAAGAACAAAAGAUAAGAUAUUGCAGUCAGUGACGUAGGUGUACUUGAAAAGAAGAAUAUCUCGAGUGCUUGAAGCAAUCUGUUACCUUACAGAAGACUCUUAGAGAUGUUCGUGCCACUGAUUUAUCGAACCAUUCCCAAAUAGACUGCAUGAUUUACGACGGAAAAAAGGGUUAAUUUAUAACAACAUGUUAUAAAUGAAUAGGCAUGUACAUUUUUAGCAUCUGAGUUGCUUCAUACUGAAAUUUCCCUAUGAAUUGCAACAGCCCAUAUGCUUAAUCAGUAACAGUGGUCCAAGUAAAACAGGCGAGAAUACUUUAACUGAUAACUCUUUCUCCUUGCUUUUCCCAGAUGAGAACGAAUGUUCUACCAACGCUGGAUUGGGCCCGUGUGGGCAGAUUUGCGUCAAUACGUUUCUAGGAUAUAGCUGUCUGUGUAGGCCAGGAUAUACUCUCAACAACGAUAAGAAAACAUGCACAGGUAAACCAGGCUUCCUACUUUCAUUGCAUAGAAAAUGAACCCACCAAUGGAAAGGCAAACAUGCACGACAUGCACGUCGGCUGACUGCUUAGCUAAGUAAGUAACUGGCUGGCUGACUGACUGAUUGACUGACCAAACGACUGACGGACUGAUAGGCUAACUUAAAGAUUAAAAUUUUCCGCAAAUUGUAAACUUACAUGUAUAAUCUCUUAAAAUUUGUCAUUCCAUCAUCAGCAAACUCUUGUCCAGCUAUACAUAGCUUUGCCAAUGGGAAACUGGACCCAGCUAAUCCCGUAACAACCCUAGAUAGCACUGUGAAAUUUGAGUGCAACGUUGGUUAUAUAUUGAGGGGAGCGUCCACAAGAACAUGUUUGGCUAAUGGCGAGUGGUCUGGAAAUGCACCUCGUUGUGAUGGUGAGACUAUUUCUAAGUUUUAUCGCAUUAAGACUUUUUAAAACUCUAAUGGGCCGGUUAUUUACGCGAGGUAUAACCCAAUACACGGUUUCCGCAAACAUUAGGCCUCAGUUUUUCUCUAUGGGGGGGGGGUUGAUCUAAUUAAAUGAACGUCCCUUCACUGUCAGCUUUCGAUCCUCUUAACACUGUUCACAAAAAAAAAUUUUCAUAUAAAAAGUUCAGCUAACUUGAGGAUUGUUUGGGACGCAGUUUUGUUGACAAACGGCUAAACUAAAUCAUUUAAUCAUUGAGGCCUUUUUUUUUUUCUUUUAGGAGUUAAAUGCAUCCUCCCCGGAGACCUUAAGGACGGAAUGAAAAGCACCUCAGCAAAUUCAUAUAACACUGUUGUCACUUACACAUGCAAUCAGGGAUUCCGAUUAGUGGGAUCAACAACUCGUACAUGUCAGGCCGACAGGUCCUGGAGCGGAGAGCAUCCUCGCUGCAUAGGUUAGAUGGGUGACACUAAAACUUCGAGAAGGUGAAACUACGUGCGACAGCACGAAUGGUUCCGCUAGACUGAAUAUUGUAAUCUAAACCUAAGGUAAUGUUUCUUUCCUCAGCUGCUGACUGUCCUGAGCCUUCGGUUCCGAAUAAUGGAAAGCUGAUUGGUCUUCAGAGGAAAGAUGGCGACACCAUCAGAUUUGAAUGUGACCUCGGUUACAAACUGGUUGGUCAAGAUUAUGCUAUUUGCCAAGGAAACGCCUGGAACGCUCCCACGCCGUCUUGUGAUUGUUAGUAAUAAUUAACAGCAAAAUUGAAUCUUUAGCUCUAGUAAGCAUGGUUGGACAAGGAACGUUUUGUCAGUGAUUCGUAUGAAACAAAGUAACUUCAAUUUCAUUGUGAUUUUCUCUGAAACAAUUGAUUUUCAUUGUUAAAAAAAUUUAAUUUCUAUAAAGUCAUGCUCUGGUUAAUACUUCUUUUUAUACCUCUUAUUAUAGCAGUUAGUUAGUUUAGUCUCCUUAUUAGGUUUAUCGACAGCAAACAAACCAUUCACGUGAACCUUCCAUGAAAAGGCUAGUAUAACAGUAAAUUUCAUAGACCUGUUUAAUUUGUAUUGCUUCUCCCAUAUUGCUUUCGGUUGAAGAUGAUUCCAGCAACGACAAAACAAAGAAACUAAACACUCCAUAAGUUGAAUCACUUCUGAAGGUAAAGAGACGAAUCUAAUUUAUAUCUCCCUUCUAGUGGUAAAUUGCGGUGAACCUCCAGCAAUAGCAAACGGUCAACAUCAUGGCUCAGACUAUUCCUACAAUGCAAAGGUGACGUUCUCUUGCUUAGCCUCAAACUUCAAGCUGUCAGGUUCAGAAGAGAGAAUAUGUCAGGCUGACGGUACAUGGAGCGGAACUCAGCCAGUCUGUCUAGGUAAGUUUUAUUUCUAGAUUUGUUGUUUUCUCCGAGGGCUAUGGUGUGGGUGAAGAGUCGCUUCCUUCCCGGGGCUUAGCAUUUGCUCUUCGAAACGUAAACAUUAUGAAAAACAAUGUCGUGGGUAAGUAUCUUUCCAUUUUAAUUCUUUAACAUCGGUUGGGUAUUCCUUUCCAUGUUAAUUUGCUAACUACGAAGCUCAAUAUGCUAACUAUGCCAGAACACAAUGCCUAAAAGCUGUAAUAUGGAUAAUACACUGGAUUUGCCCAAACGAUUUAUGAAAAAAUCUAUCAACGCCUCAAUGAGUGAUGCGAAUCAAACCUUGGGGCUGUGAGAAGGAACACUUAAAGUGUCUACCUUUCUAAACGUUUCGCCUACAGCUUUAAAAUGAGCGCAUCAAGUAGAACUAUCGAUCAGGGCAGCCAUACUGACUCAUACGUAUACCAAGCGGAUAGAUUUUAAAAAAUAUUAUCUCUAAUCUAUAACUAUCAAAUCUCACUUUUUAUGUCUUCUGAUGGCAGAAAACUCAUGUGGCAACCCUGGUACACCGGAAAACGGAAUUAAGGUUGGAGAUAGCUACAAGUAUCAUGAUGUUGUUCAAUUCCAGUGUAAUGAAGGAUAUAACUUAAUUGGGUCCAGCUCCAGAACAUGCAAAACGGACAAUAAUUGGGAUGGAACACAACCAACCUGCCAACGUAAGUCGAUGUCUAAUUGAAAUCAUAAAGACGCAAAAGAAUUGCUUUAUGCCUCUCAGUCAGAAGUGAUCCCGAUUUGGGUACCACUUUGAUGAGUUAAAACAGCAAUUAAACUAAAAUUUCCCCAUGAGCUAGAUAUUAAGGGGAGUUAAGAGUAAGGUAGGAAAUUAGAUGAAAUUGUUGUUUUUCGAAAAUCUUCUUCACGAUAACAUAGACUUACUUACGAAUUUUUUCUACAUGACCGCUAUGAAUGUUGCCACUUAUCCAGUUCAAUCCAUCCGUAGAGAUACUUUCUGAUGGAGUUCUCAGUUUGUUUGUUCUUAGCACCCAAACUGAAUUGGCCUUUAUUUAAGAAUUUGAACCAGAGAACCUGAAGAUAGUAACCACUUUACCAAGCCUGAAGAUUUCAUCUAUCAGCUUUAAAAAUUGUAACGUAUCUUUCAUAAUCAAUAUAGGCAUACGCGGUCAAAACUUGAGGUUGAUUUGGUCAUGACGGAUUAAGGAUCCUUCUAUAGGUUCAUUGGACAGGUUUUAGGAAUUUGUAGUCUUCGAUUCAUAUAUCAAAGAUUCAAGUUGCAUUUUCAAGAAAUAUAACUGUAAGAAAUUCCUGUAGUUGUCAGCUGCGGAGAUCCUGGAUUGCCUUCAAACGGGGAGCGCUUUGGAUCAGAAUUUACUUAUGGAAAGAUUGUGGUAUAUGACUGCAAACCUGGCUACCAACUUGUGGGAACCAGGGAAAGCAAAUGCCAACUGGACGGGACUUGGUCUGCGGUAGUCCCCAGUUGUGAUGGUGAGCUGUCUAUUUGUACUUUUAUUCGAUAAACUCACUCAUCCACUUUUUCAUUGAUUGAUUAAUUUAUUGGAUCAUUCGAACAUUGACACUCAUGGUUUUUUCCCGUAAACGUUCAUUCAUUAAUUUAUUCACACCUUGAUUUUUUCCCUUUGCUUCUCUCCUUCAUUCCCCUUAUUCAUUCGUUUGCUCAUUGGUUCCUUCAAGAUAACAUCCAUUUUUCAUGGUCUCAAUUUAUUCGAAAAGCCUUGGCACAGUGCCCAUUCAAGGAGAAUCCUGUUAAACAAAAUAUGGGAAUUGGAAAGCUUAGCUAGAUAAUAAUAACUGGUCAUUUUAAACAUUUCAGAAGUGAAAAAAAACAAAACAAAACAAAAACAUAAAUGCUCUCAAGUACAGUACUCAAAAGGUCCUUAAAAGCACUUCCCCACACUCCAGAGAUAUUCUAUUUUACAUUUUCUCCUCCAGAUUACCUUGACAAUCGUUUUCAAAAACGACUGUAAAGUUGAACUGACUGAACAAAUUCAUUAAUUUCUUAACAGUUUCAUCAUGUGGCGCAGAACUUGUUGGGCCCUCCGGGAGUUUUAGUUCUCCAAACAACCCUAACAGCUAUCCAGACAAUGCCUACUGCCGCUGGAAAAUAAGCGUGCCGGCCGGCAAGAAGGUCAUGGUUACAUUCAAUUCGCUAAAAAUCCAAAAGAACAAAGAUCUGGUAGAAAUAUAUGACGGUGGUUCCAAAGCACUUAUCACCAAACUCUCUGGCGUUUAUUCCAAACCGGUUUCAUUCACGUCCGAAAGUACCUCAAUUGAUAUACGUUUUGUGUCUGAUGGUAGUGAAAACUCGGCAGGAUUUUCAGCAUCGUUCCAGCAAGUCAGUAAGUAUUUAAUCCUACACCAAAUGUGCUGCAACGACCGUUUUCUCCAAGAGAAAAUUAUGUGCCACAACUCUUUUUCGUCUAGCGUUCUAAAAUCUUUUAUUUCUCAUAAAAUCACGUUUCAAGCGACAUAAUUCGUUUUGGCAUUGUAGUGCUUAAACGAUACAGUACAAUACAACACAACAUAAUAGGCAAUACCAUUUACUGAAAAAAAAAACUUAAUAAACUAAUAUUAUCAAAUAAGGCAUUAAGCUAAUAUAGACCUUAUUUUUCGCCUUAACGCGACUCGUUCCAACACGGGCCGAGGACGUUUUGUACUCGCACAGAAAUAUGUCAGCUACCUGCCUUGAGCAUACUUUAUAAAUUUGAGAACAAUCUUCUCCAUCCUUCCAUUUUAGUGCUCUUCACCUUUCUUAACUGAUAUUUGAUGAAAUUUGGAACAAAAGCCUUAAAAUAAGUGGGUUGAUGUCGCUUUUUUUUUUUUCUGUUUCCUACAUGUUAAUAGUCUUAUUCGAAAGUGGGGAAUGUCACGCGACGUUUUUUGUUACGUGGUAUCAUUCUGACAAUUUCUUGGAGUUUCUCGGUAUAUAUCCUUCUAAUAAGACAAUUUUUACCACUUAUCAGCAUGUGGAGGUGUAAUUACUGCGCUGGAUCAGACCGUAAUGUCACCCAACUUCCCUAGUGACUAUCCGAAUAGUGCCACUUGUGUGUGGACACUCGCCCUUGGCAUACCCUUCCAGCUGGAAUUUGAGAGCUUCCACACACAGUCUGGCUAUGAUCUUUUGAAAGGAUACAGCUCAAUUAGCUCCUUUACUUGUAAGUAGUUAUCGAUUGUGGUUACUUUCGUUUAUUUUAUUUUUUCAGUUUCAGAUUAUCGAUUGCCACUAGACUAUUUACUGUUUAUCUUUAGGAAACUAAAAAGAGCCCGUAAUACACGAAAUUGUUUCCCAGUCAUCAACCGCGUUCUCAGGGUUCCUCUCUCUCCGUUCCUCGAAGAAGGAGGCAAAGAACCCUGGGAAUGAGGGUAACCCCUCAUGGCCUCUCUUUACUUCUGUUUUGGAUUAUUCUUCGUCAUAAUUUCUCCUGUUUCAUUUAACCCUUGUUUAUUUGCUUCUUUUAACAGCGAGUGAUCUCAUAUUCGAUUUCGACGGGGAGAGGUUCAACCUUGCACCGAUACAAGUCUCAGGUGGCCAGAUGUACCUGAUAUUUACAUCCAACUACGUCGGAACUGCCCCCGGAUUUAAGCUGACGAUUAAAAAAUAUCAAGUAAUCGUGGGAAAAUAA